Molecule: messenger RNA, 44897 nt
Organism: Podarcis lilfordi (Lilford's wall lizard)
Lineage: Eukaryota; Metazoa; Chordata; Lepidosauria; Squamata; Lacertidae
Source: the annotation of a GenBank genome assembly
AUGCACAGAGAGGGGACUCUCCCUGCUUUUAACAUCCACCCUGACACAGGUAAAGCCAUUGUGUUGCAGCUUCAUUGGGCCUAGUGAGAAUACAGAGGUGCCAGGUGACCGGGCCUUUAAAGGAUAAAGUUAUCAAGCUGAAAAAUCCACAGACAGGCAGGAAUGGAAGCAUCUGUCAAUUUUGCUUCUCUCACCUCCUUAUUUUUCCAAUCUUAAAAUUCAGCUCCCCAUUAGUUUUUGCAGCAAUUUGCACUUAGGAAAAAAAAUCUACAUGAAAAUUAUUCAGCAUUUUAGUGUGAAUUUCUCCUAAUAAACACGUUUUUGUAUGCAGCUGUGACAGACGUGCACAUUUUUUUGCAAGAAAUUCCGCCUAAUAUAAUGCAGUUUUGUAUGUACUUUUCACUAUCUUACUUAUCUCUGCAAACCUUUCUCUGAUAUAUGCAUUUUUGUAAAUAUUGCUUGGAGAACUGCAUAGCAAAAUUCAAAUAAGUGCUAAUUUUGAAGGAAGUCUGUGUUUUGGAAAGUGUAGGUUUGAUAAAUUCAGCUUUAGGUUGGUGCCUUUAGUGUGAACAACCAAUGUGUCACCCCCCAAAAAUGAGCAGCUUUUUGAGUUCUUCGGAAGGUUACACAUAGCAGAUGGUAGUGGAAAGAUGGGGUCAGAUAUUAUUUGAUGUUGAAGUUUACGUUUAGUCACAGUCUUUAGGUUAAAAUGGUUGGUGAUAAUAAAGGUAUUACCCAGUUGUGGAGUUUGGAUUUUUUCUAGUGGACCGACAGCCAUUUACAUUUGCCCUGUAAUAGUUUGCUAUUUACCUAAAGAUACUCCUGCUGAGUUGCAGGUGAGCAGGCUGCAUCUCUGUAUCUCACUGAUGGGUUGUAGAUAGGGGUGGGGGAGAAAUUCACUUCGGUUCACAUUUUGAUGCAGACCUACCCAAUUCCCACUUCCUGUAACAAUAUGUGAACUGAACUGCAGCCAGCUUUCCAAAAUUCACACUUCUCUGAAUUUUGUGGUGCGGUGAAUGUGUACAAAAAUGUGUGUGUUCAGGAAAAGUCUACAUAAAAUGCUCACAUUUGUUAAAACAGCGUACAAAAUUGUAUGUUGCAUUUUAAAUUAUUUGUAACCUGCCCUGGUACCUUUUAAGGCAGGCAUGUCCAAAGUCCAUUUCGGGGGCCUAAUCCACCCUGCCGGUUGGUUUAACCCAGCCCCUGUGACAGUUUAUUUCCUUUGGUAAAAUCCCCCCAAAAGCUCAACAACAAAAAAGGUCAACAACUUUGGUCGGCCCUCGCACAUGUUCACUUAAUCAAAUCUGGCCCUCUUUGGAAAAAGUUUGGACACCCCUGUAGGUGAAGAACAGGGAUGAUGAUGAUGAUGAUGAUAACGACAAUGUUGUGAUGAUGAUGAUGAUGAAGAAUUCGCUUGGGAAAAUAUUCAGAUAAAGCAACAUUGCAAACAAAAAUGUGCACAUUAGGAGAAAUUUGUACUGAAAUGCUAGUGAAUUUUCAUGUAUCUUUUAAAAAAAGAAAAGAAAAUAGCAAGUUGAUAUGGAAAUAUGGCAAACUGAACUUAUAGAUGGGGGGAAAUGAGAAACAGAGAGGAAAGGACAUUGACAGAUGUAGAUGAGUUUUAGUUCAGUUUACAUCUUUCUUCCAGCACUCAAUAACUGAAACUGCAAGAAAAAACAGCGGGCAGUAAACCCUCCUGCUUCUUCCCUCAUCUCAGUCCUUGGUUAAAUACACAGUAUUGAAUUAUUUCUGCUUGUGGUCUUAUUUUCAGGCAUCUUGACAACACUUCAGAUAUUUGACCGGGAGAAGCAGCGAGAGCAUCCUAUUACUGUGACAGCCACGGACCAGGCGGCCGAGCCCCUCAUUGGGAUCUGCCAGAUCAACGUUGUGGUCUCGGAUGUGAAUGACAAUAGCCCCAGAUUUGAAAACACUCAUUAUGAAUGUAAUUGCGAAUCCUUGGAUAGUGUUUCAGUUCCCCCGAUUGCGAGCUUACCUGAGGUCUAAGAUUUAUUGUGUGUGUUUCUGGUUUGGUUUUCAUAUGUUCCCCCCACACCACCCCUGCUUCCUACAGAUGAAUUGUCACUUUUUCCUUUUUAGAUUGGUUACAUUACCGUUUAUUUAAUAUCCUGCUUUUCAGCCAUAAAGGCUCCUGAAGAUAAGCAGCUACAUACAGAUGCAACAAUGCAAAUACAAAUGAUACAAAUUCAAAAUAUUUCAGAAGUUGUUUUUUUUUUAAAAAAACCCCCACAAAUCCAUCCAUGUCCCUGCCUUAACAAAAAUGUUAGAGAAUACAAUAAUACUUAAGCAGAAUUUUGGCCUUAUAAGAGUCCCAGGUGUGUGUGUGGGGGGGAAGCGGGGGGGGGGGGAGCUGGUGCCCCUGGAUGGUUCCAGCAAUGGCUCCCCUCUCUGCUUAUUGCGAUCUACAUACUUAACUCAGGACUAUUAUAUAUAGGGAAACAAUAGCAGAGCAGAUGCUCUUCUACAGGAAUAGCAGGCCAAUCCAAACCAGCCCUCCUAACCUCUGCUCUCCUCCUCCAGGGGAAUGGUGCUGGUGUCUGCCCACUAUUGUGUAUCUCCUUCUUCUGCCCCCCAAACCUGUGGGCAGGCAAAUGUGCCACUGAACAUAAAAAACAUAAGAAGACCCUGCAAGCAAUAAAAUCAGGGCACUUCUUCACCAGCUGCUUUUAUUUUUCACGGAAAAUCUGCAGAGUGUUGCCUGCAAAUAGCGUUGAGCUCAGAUGGCUUGUAGCAUUGCUCUGCCCCACUGAGUUAAUGAAAUGCACUUUCCUAGACUUUCUGAGAGAAGACACGAGUGUUGGGACGAGCUUCCUCCGUGUUGCAGCCCAUGACGACGACUACGGCUCCAACGCUUCCAUCACGUAUUAUGCAGCCGGUGGGAAAACGAAGUACUUCCAGGUCAAUCCUGCUACAGGCUGGGUUUAUGUCGACCAACCCUUGUUACAGGUACGUUGUGAGUUGCCUUUGGUCUGUGGCCAGAUGUCAGCUGGCGGCAUCUGCAGAUGGUAGCUGGAGCAAGAUGCCAAACAGGGAGACAUGCAGCACUGUGGGUCCCUUUCUCUCCUGGCAUAAAUUAGUGCCACCCUGAUGGCUGCACUUCAGUUGAGAGGGGCUUCCUCCUCCCCCUCCUGCUGAAUGAAUGAUUACUUUAACCAUAAAGCCAUUCACAGCUGUCAUGUCAGACUGAUAACUCUUCUUGUGCCUUGGUGGGAAAAGAAGCAAUAAACAGUUUUGACAGGUCAUAUCCGGGAGAGUCGGUUUUUAAGUUUACCGUCAUUCAAAACCUUCUGAAGUUCUGCAGCGAGGAAUCUUAGGAACUUCUGUGAACGGAACGAAAUUGUGCUUAUGAUUACUAUGGUGACAUACAGAUUUAACAGUUGCAGGGUUUCCCCCCCCCAACCUCAAAAAGUAGAUUCUUUGGUAAGUAGAAGCUACAGGAGGCCCUAGCAGGCAAUGCAUGUUUGGUGGGUUGCCAGAAAAGGAUUGGAAAGACAAUGUUCUACCCACAGGAAGCUCUGGAGUGCUUGUGAGGCUCUAAACAGACGAUGGUGGUGGGUUUUGAAUCUUUCUCCGCUACUGUACUGUACAGUUUUACUAAAAAUGAAGUUGAUUUUUCAGGGAUGAUACACGGAAGUUGUUUAUCAUUGAACUGGAGUACAGUGGUACCUCAGGUUAAGAACUUAAUCGUUCUGGAGGUCUGUUCUUAACCUGAAACUGUUCUUAACCUGAGGAUGGGUGAGGGAGUCUGUCAUGGGGAGACUCUGAAGGGAUAGUGAGAGGAGACUAUAGAGACAUACUGGGCCUCAUAUCUGAGGUUCUCGACCCAUGUUACAAGCAUUUACCUGGGAGGAUAUUCCAUAAAACCAUAUAGUGUUUAUACUGUGCUUUGUGCAGAGAGAGAGAGAGAGAGAGAGAGAGAGAGAGAGAGAUGCUAUUUCCACCAAAGGUUUCAGGGGCGGGGGAAGCAACAGCUGCUUUUUCACGGGAAAUAAGAAAAAUUGAGGAGUACUUUGGCUCUGUCACUGGCGCUAUUUGGAAGAUGAAAGUUCUGAGCAGAAAUAAAACAUGAUAACUGUGAUACCGACAAAGCUGAAUAGCUUCGAUUUUUGUCUUUAAAAAGAAUCACUCCCUCCUGAAGCAAUCCUUUUCUUCCCUUGCCCAGAAAUCCUUUAUAACUCAACAAAUCAUAGCAAUGGAUGGAGGGAACAGGAGUAGCAAGGUUGAGCUUAGAGUUACCAUCACCAGUGCAAAGAACCAGCCCCCUCAGUGGGAGAGGGACAGCUAUGAAGUCGUCAUUCCAGAGAAUACAACAAGAGAUACUUCCAUUGUGGUAAGUUGGGUUUUCUUUUUUUAAAGGAAACAGUUGUGCAGUAUUCUUGUAACUAGUAUAUUAAAUUAGCACGCUGUAAAGAGUCAGUGCGGUGUAGUGGUUAGAGUGUUGGAAACCAGGCUUCAGAUCCCCACUUGACCAUGAAGCUCACUGGGUGACCUUAGGCCACUUAGCAACCUUUUGCCAUUCAGAGCUGAUGCUGCUGGGCUAGAUGUACCAUUUGUUUAACAGCAGAAAGGGGCAUAGUAUAUUCCAGGUAUGGGGAACCCCCCACCUGUGGUCAGGGAUGAUGGGAGUUGGAGUCCAACAACAUCUGGAGGGCCACGCGUUCCUCUUCCUAGUAGAAUAUUAUUUAUGCUGGCCUGAUUUAACAUGCAAAUAAGUGUCAAGUCACAUUAGAUGUGGUUAAAAUCCACGGUGGGCUCUUUUAAGCUUUGUUUGCUUAAGUUUCUUUGUAUACAAAGAACUGCAUGUGCUUCUGUAAGCAUUUUAAAUGUGUAUCUUCUGAAAACGAUCACUAUCUGCUGAAGCAAUCCUUUUCUUUCUCUGGUUUUGAAUUGUGCAGACAAUUAAAGCCACGUCUCCCCUUGGCGACCCACGUAUCACAUACAAUCUUGAAGAGGGGCUGGUUCCGGAGACCAACAUGCCAGUCCGAUUCUACCUGACUCCCAACAGAGAUGAUGGUUCUGCAUCCAUCCUCAUAGCUGAGCCUUUGGACUAUGAAACCACCAAGUCCUUUUUGUUGAGGGUACGGGCCCAGAAUGUGGCCUCUGUGCCACUUGCUGCAUUCACCACCGUCUACGUUAAUGUGACAGGUGGGUAAUGUUCUGGUAACGGGGACAAAAUGCCAAUAGCAUACCACUUACCGAGCAGAGCCCCUUUCAUUCCUGCUUCUGAUUGCACUGUCCUAAAUACAGGAACGUCACUUUGGGUGUGCUAGAAGAUAGAUUGCUGAUGUAGACAGGUUUUGGUGGGUGCUUGCUAGCUGUGGAACUCCCUUCAGAAGACAGAACAAGUUCUGGUCAUUUUUUCCAAAGUUGCGCUUUUUCUUUGGGUUGUCUUUCAAUGAACAAUACUAAGUUGCCGUGAUGCUCAGCUUCCAUUCUCCUCAAUAUGUCACAGCUGGGUGUUGUGUAAGUAAACCCCAGGCUCAUGCGCUCUCCGUAAACCCAACCCUCAUGCCCUUCCCCACUUCGUCUUUCUCGACAAACCCUAGUUUGCGAUCACAUCUGUACAGGAAAACUGUUGUCAAUGCAAAGCAGCACAGGCAGCAGCAUUCAAACCACAGUUUCCAGCUCUUGUUUGCAGGCAAAACACAGUCUGGGUAAACCAUACUUUGUCUGGUUCACAUGUAACGGAAAACUCUGUUUUACUGUGAAAAAGGAAGUGGGGGAGGCUGUGGGUGCAGGGAAGAUUUGAAUAAGCCUGUGGCACCUUCCCAGCCCUCCAAACCAUUGGGCAUAAGACCCUGGGUCUCAAGGCACUCUGGCUUGCAAGACCCCCUAGAUAAAGCAAUAUAAUUUUUAAAACCCCUUAAGCAUGCAAAUGGUUAUAUUACAUGGGCUGACUGCUUGAAUUCUAAAUACGUUCUUAGAUGUCAACGACAACGUCCCUUUCUUCACCUCCUCAAUUUACGAAGCUUCUGUAACGGAAGGAACAGAAGUCGGGACUUUGGUUUUCCAAGUCUCUGCCACUGACCUCGACCUGGGCCAGAAUGGUGAGGUAAGCCAGAACUUGCAAGAUUCAGCAUCAGACAACAGUGGAGUCUCUUUGCACAGGUUUUUUCAAUGGGGAACACCAGCCCCUCACAGCUCCCUGACAGGUGUAAUUGUAUCUGGGGGCGGGUGGGCCAGUUUAUUUCCAGCUUUUGCAUGGGCUCAUCCAUCUACAUUUUCUAUCCCUUUUCUGCAUUAACCCAUGAUAUCUUUUUUAAUGGACUGAAGAUUUAUAUUCUAUACAAAAUAAGUAUCUAGUUAUCAUCUCAGUGUGUGAAAUUCUAAACACACGUAAUCCUAAAAUACAUUUUUUUGGGGGGGAGAGGGGAGUUUGGUACAUUUCUAAAGCUGAGAAAUGUAUUACAGAAUUUGGAGAAUAAUUACAUUCCAAACUACAUUCCUGUCCACAUAUUAGUCUUCAAGGUGCUAAUUAGGUCCAUUGGCAUGAAAAAUGCAGACUGAAUGAAAUUCUCUUUUGUCUGCCCCUGUAUGAGACAGGCACGCAUUGUGUUCACACAUUAUGUUUUCCUGUGUGCGCUCGAAACAUCCUAGGUGUGCACCUAAAAAUACAAAGUGUGAAAUAGCUUUACAAGCCCAUCACAUCGAGCACUCGGAGACUAAAAUGCAAAACUUGCCAGUGACAGAACUUGAUGGCUUAUGGCUGCAGUGAGGGGUAGCUGAUACCAGACUUGGUUCAAGACUCACUGUGGGUGAAUUGCGUGGUAUUAUUUCUCCUAAGAGCAUAAGAUGGUGCAUUUAUCUCCCCUUGCUUUUGAGGUCAAGUGCAUGGAAACGCUUAGGCUAGGGUGUUUGUGUACAUGUGUUCUGUCAGGUAUAUUUUGCUUACCCAGGACGUGUCCAACGUAGACAAAAAUAAUGCCUGAUGUUCAUUGUAGCCCUUCUCUCCCUCAACCUUUCAGAUCACUUAUUCUCUGCUACCUGACCGCAGCGGCGACUACACGUUCUUCCGCUUGGAUUCGAAAACGGGUUCCAUCUAUACCGCCUCCGUGUUUGACAGGGAAAAGAAGGCGUCGUACCUCUUGGAAGUCAAGUCCACAGAUGGCUCAGAAUCAGCUCGCCCUGGAAAGCAUGGCCAGCCAAAUACCGGUGAGGUGUAGUGGUGGAAACGCUUGUGGCAUCCAUUUUUCUUUUUGUUACACGUUUCUCCGAAAUAGGUUUUGGCACUGAAGCAGCACCUUGGCUGCCCUGACUGAUGGUCUUUGUCAGGAGAGAGAUGGGGAGGAGAAAUACAGUUUUGCUGGUUCUUCUUUCCCUGUCUGUGGCUUGUGGCACCACUGGACGUGGUGUUCUUCUUUAGCGACUCAAGGAGGUGGGAAUUGGAGGUCCUGUACUAUGGGGGCCCCACUCCUAGGGCGGCUGCCAGAAAGUAGGACAAGGAGAUGGUUGUUUGGCUCCCUGGUUUUUGAGCCAACCCAACUUGAACAGGAAAUAACUUAGUUAUCUGUAAAGCUCUAUAAGGCUUAGGCCCUGGCUAUCUGUAUUCUCCCAUACAAACCUGCUUGGACUCUGAUAUUUCGGGGGAGGCCCUUCUCUUAGUCCUCUUCCCCCUCAGAGGGGGAGAAGGCCUUCUUGAUGGCUGCUCCGACUUUGGAACUCCCUUCCUAGAGAAGCUAGACUGGCUCCAUCAUUCUCCUUCCGAUGGCAAGUGACAACCGUUUAUUCUAACAGGCUUUUUUUGGAAUUGACUGUUUUGAAAGGAGAGUCCUUUUAAAUGGAGCUGUGCUGCUUUCAUUAUCUGAAUUUUGAUAGAUUUCUUUUCCAUUCUGUUAGAGUUUAAUUGCUUUUAAACAAUCGCCAUUUUAUGUUUUUUAACUUUCUGGAUUUAUUCCAUGUGGUUUUCAUUUGAGUAAGCAGCCUUGAGUGCCCGGUCUGGGAGAUAGGUUGGAUAUAAAUAAAUAAUCAAAUUAGAAUAUAAUCACUGGUGAACUUAGCUGUUCUGAAGCAAAGGGCUAAAAACCCACACUAUCGACUUUCAGGAUAGGAAAGCGAUAACAAAACAUUUACAGUUCCAGUAUUAGGCACCCGUUAUUCACAUGUUAUCUGCUUAAACAAAUGGAAUGUGACAUUCAUGUGAUAUCCGAGCACUUUUUUUUUUUUGAGUAAUGUUAGUAUUUUAAAUUGUCCACAACCCUAAGGCUCUGUUGCUGUAUUGUCUGCACUAUUCGUCUUCAUUUAACGUGAGGCGAGACAGUUUCAGGAAUUGCAGCUGACAGAAGUGGCACAGCUGAGUAUUUUAAUCUCUUGUUCCUCAUCUCUCCAGACACCGCCUACGUGCGCAUCUUUAUCAGCGAUGUCAACGACAACAAGCCCAUAUUCACCAAGAGUGUCUAUGAAGUUAAUGUGGAGGAAGACCAAGACGUGGGAUCAACUGUCACCACCGUCAGCGCUAAUGAUGAAGACGAAGGUAAAAGCUUCGGGAUUCCCGGUGGCGGCACCUGAAAUAUUAAUGAGUUAAUUUUUCCGGAGCGUCGGGACCGUCUUGUGGCAGCUCCAGGAAGGGGGAAACAGGUCUUUUAUCUCUCAACAUUCCGUUUUGAGCUUGACAGGUGCUGAGCACCUCCUUUACGAAGCCCCCGCGAGGCCCUGGGGCAAAUAAUUAUUUACUUUAGGCACAUUAAACAAAGUUAGGGCUGGGGAAGGAUGACUUUGGGUUUGCCAUAUGGCAGUAUGCAUCUCUGAUACGGGAACGAGAGCAAGGAAGCUGGGGGAAGAUCAGGCAGGGCCCCUGAGCUUCGAUGCAGUGAUUAGAUCUACUUUUCCGCAGUAAGCGAUUUGCUUCUGAAUGCUGCCCUUAUGGCAGGGUACCUUCCAGAUGUUGUUGGACUACAAGUCCCAUCAACGCCUGCCAGUGUGCCCAAUGGUCAGGCAUGAUGGGUGUUGCUGUUCACGAACAUCCUGAGGGCAGCGCAUUGGCUACCCCGCCUUACGGAAUGUCAGGCAGAAAGGAGUGUCUCAUCGUCAUCUUCUUCAUCACCAUGAUCCUGGUUUUACAGAAAGCAUAUUUUCCAUUUCCCCACUUUUAGGAACUAAUGCAAAGUUAAGGUACCAGAUAACAGCCGGGAAUACCGGAGGAGCGUUUGAUGUUGAACCAGAAACAGGAGUCGUCUUCAUUGCGCAGUCACUAGAUUACGAAGAAGCCCAGUUGUAUGAACUCCACCUGUUGGCUUCUGAUGGGAAAUGGGAGGAUUACGCCAUUGUAAUCAUCAACGUUGUGAAUAAAAAUGACGAAGCUCCCGUUUUCUCUCUCAAUGAAUAUUACGGAAGUGUGAUUGAGGAACUGGAUGGCCUUCCGGUCUUCGUUCUUCAGGUAUAUUGGGAAUGGCUCAUCCAAAUAACAGUGAAUGGUUACAGUGCCCCAAGAGUUGGUGUCACACAGCCCCACUUAGUUGCUCAUGUUCCAGGUGCGGAAGCCAGUGCCUUAAUACCUGUGUAUACCUGGCUUCAACUCUUCAGUUACUCCUCCCUGGAGUGCACAGGAUGCCUAGUUGUGGUGCAGCAGUUCACAAAUUGGGCUCAACCAAGAACCUCAUGGUGCCUUAUAGUUGUGUUUUCAAUGCUGUUUGGUAUCUUGACUUGAUAGCUGCUUUGAAAAUAGGUGGGAUAAAAGCUUUUUUAAAAAUAAAAACAAAUGAACUUUUAUCUCGCCUACUUUCCAAGGAACUCAAGGUGGCUAUCAAGUCAAAGUACCUAAACGAUACUGAAAAUACAAAACAAUUCUCAAGGUAAGUCAAUGAUAAAAGCCACAAAAAUAAACCAAAAUCCUCUGUCCCCAGGGCUGGGAGUCCUGUGGGCUUGCAGAUGUGGACCACCAGCUCCCAUCAGCCCCAGGCAGCAUGGCCAAUGGGCAGGGGUAAUGGAAGUUGUAGUCCAGCAACUUUGAGAGGGUCCAAGGUUCCCAUCUCUGAUACAAGGUCAUCACCUUGUAUGAUGUAUAGAUCAGCCUGUGGUGGUGCUAGAAACUGCAGCCCAAAAGUGAUUCGUGGCUUUGCUGCUUGCUUAAAGUGGCUGCCUCUAGUAGUGAACCAGCCCUUAGUCGGCCUAUUUGUUGGUGGCAACUUGGUUGGGGUUCUCAGCUGUGCACCUGGGGUUUCCAGUUUCCAGUACAGAAGGGUAGAAUGAUGGCCAAUUUCUUCUUCCGCCAAUGGAUAAAUCUGGACAUUUGCACAGGUUGCACCUUAACAAACUGAUUCCAUUGAUGUGCACGGAUUACAUUCUUGCCAAUUUCCUAAAUCUAAAACUUGAAUCAGGUUGUUUUGUGACGAUAAUGUGGCUCUGAUUCUCACCUUCUUAGAUAUGCUGGUGCUUCACAUGCAGUCUGAAUGCCAGAUGCUUAUUUAGGAUAAUAGCUUCAGUUUGAAAGAUGCUGCUGCCAGCAUUUGAUAAGGAUACUGUUUGUUUUCAGCCUAUAUGUAGUACAUCGUUUUUAUUUGUUGUUCUGUGUUGAUAUAUGGUGCUGAAUUUAUGAUCUGUGGUUACUUGAUCUAUGCAUCUUAAACUUUGUUCUCCAUAGGUUGUAGCAAGUGAUCCUGAUAGCAUCUUGGAUGGAGGUGAUCUGAGAUACUCCUUGCAUGGACAUGGGGCAGAUGAUGUAUUUGCUAUCGAUGAGAACACAGGCAGCAUUUAUUCCCAGAAAAUGUUAGACCGGGAAGAGCGAGCCCUUUGGAGAUUUGUUGUGCUGGCAACAGAUGAAGGAGGGGAAGGGCUUACUGGCUUUGCAGAUGUGAUUAUAAACAUCUGGGAUAUAAACGAUAAUGCCCCUGUGUUCACCUGCAUGCCCAGUGAUUGCAACGGGAGUGUCUUUGAAAGCUCACCUGAAGACACGUUCGUCAUGGAGAUGGCAGCUGUAGACUUGGAUGACCCGAACGUGGGUCUCAAUGCAAUUUUGACAUACCGUAUAAUUGAGAAUGUGAAAAAUGACUUGGAUAUGGACUUGUUCAAAAUCAAUCCCAGUACUGGCAACAUCUAUGUGGCGGAAGGGAUGUUGGACAGAGAAAAGAUGGAAAAAUAUUUCCUUACCGUUGAAGCAAAAGAUGGUGGAGGACUGGCGGGGACAGGCACAGCAACCAUCUGGGUUGCAGAUGUAAACGAUCAUAUCCCUAACUUCAUGCAGGAAGUUUGGCAUACUGUAAUCCCCGAAACCAUCGCCGUCAACUCAGAGGUUCUGGAAGUGUCGGCAACUGAUGAAGACAGCGGGGAAAACGCUCACUUGACAUUCAGCAUUAUUGGUGGGGAUCCAGAACAGAAGUUUUACAUUGAAAGCCACAAGGAAGGCCACCAUGCUACCAUCAGGCUGAAAAAGGCCUUGGAUUAUGAGCAAAUCCACGAAAGGUGGUUCAACCUUACAAUCAAGGUGGAAGACCUAGAUUUCUCCAGCACUGCCUUUUGCUUGAUCGAAGUAGAAGACCGUAACGACCACAAGCCGGUUUUCAGUUCUCAGUUUGUCCAGCUGAGCCCUUUCUUUGAAAACAUACCUGUGGGAACCACCAUAAUCACUGUGACGGCCACGGACGAGGAUUCUGGUUUGAAUGGGGAUACUGAAUAUUCCAUCCAGGUGGAUUCUGAUCCAGCCGGACAAUUUGCGAUAGACCAGGAUGGCCACGUGACCGUGGCCAAACCGCUGGAUCGUGAGGUCAUUCAGGAGUACCGUCUAAUAAUACAGGCUUCUGAUCAAGGCCUACCUGCCCAAACAGGAAGUGUUACGGUAUUGGUUGCCUUGCUGGAUGUCAAUGACAACGGGCCAAGGUUUGAGGCCCCAUAUAUGCCUGUGGUCUGGGAAAAUAUGCCAGGGCCUCAGCUGGUUUCCAUGAGCCCUGCGUCUCCUCUCCUUUGGGCUUUUGACCCAGACAGUGAUGAGAAUGGGCCACCUUUUAUGUUUUUCUUGCCACCAGAUUAUCAGAAUUCUUUGGAUUUCUCUCUUACCGACAAUGGAAAUAAUACUGCAACGAUCACUGCUCUGAGGUCCUUUGACAGAGAGAAGCAGAAGCUGUUCCACCUCCCCAUUAUUAUAACCGAUAGUGGGAGCCCCCCUGUGAGUUCCACAAACAUACUGACCAUAACUAUUGGUGACGAAAAUGACAACAGCCAUGAAGCUGGCCAUAAAGUGAUCUAUGUUUAUGUACACAGAGGUGGGUAUCGCGUAACCUAUGGGCAUAUUUGUACAGAUGUCUUGACAUGCUUCAACUGUCAUCUCCUCUCCUGUAGUCAGAGCAGCUUAAACAGAGAGCCAGUUUACACUAGGGCUGGUCAGAAAUGACCACGAGGAAUUCAGAAACGUUUUACCCAGCUUGAAAUUUGCAGUUUGAACCCCCCUCUUUUUCUUUUCAGAGAGGAGAACUCCUUUCAGUGGAGUGGAGAAUCAGAGUUCCAACAGGAUAAGUGGGCACCAUUUUUAUGUGCGUUUUUGGAAAAUAAAAAUGGCUUCCACAAUGAAAAAGGACUUUGCCGCUCACUGGGACUGCCAUUAUAGCAGUUUGAUCAUAUAUGUGCAGGUCAAAGCUUGGUAGGCAAUGGGUGGGGUGGGUAGGAAUCGCGCUUCCUCCUCAACAUAGGCUAAUGGAUGGCAUUUUAGCUGACUGUUCCAGACUAUUAACCAGCCAUGGAAUGAUUGGUCCAAACUAGCUGAAUGACUGCGGCCAAAUGAAAAUUUCAACUUGUGGGUCAUCCUUGCUAACAGCUUGUGAAUGGGUGGGUAGAAUGAGAAAGAUAAGUGACUGACUGAAACAGACUUAUAUCAUGAAGGGUGAGAGAUAGAUGGGGAAAUUGAAAAUGUCCUGGUGGUGCAGAUUUGAGUUGCAGCAAGCAAGCUGCUUCUCCUCACCACAGUAGGUACUAUUAAAAGAGCAACUGGUUUUCAGUGACUGUUUCUGACCUGGAAACGGCUUCCACAAUGAAAAAGGACUUUGCCGCUCACUGGGACUGCCAUUAUAGCAGUUUGAUCAUAUAUGUGCAGGUCAAAGCUUGGUAGGCAAUGGGUAGGCAUUUGAUGCCUCUUUCCAUCUAAGGAAAGAUUCUGUUAGUUGCAGCCAUGAUGCUUCUUCCUAUAAAUCCUAAACCGAAGAGAUGGAAAACGUUCUGUACAUGCUCAGUGUGAAAUGGCAAAGAUUUUAUAUAUUUCAUUUCUUUAAAAGGCCCUUUGCAGCAAUUUGCAAGGCAGCAUGCAAACCCCAUGUGCGAUCAGCUAAAGCAGGCACCCCCAAACUCGGCCCUCCAGAUGUUUUGGGACUACAGUUACCAUCAUCCCUGACCACUGGUCCUGUUAUGAUGGGAGUUGUAGUCCCAAAACAUCUGGAGGGCCGAGUUUGGGGAUGCCUGAGCUAAAGGGUGGAGCAGGGGAGUAACACUCCAAAUGCUUACUUCAUUUUUUUAAAAAGUGAACAUUGUGUCAAUGGCAAAGAUCUGCAGCAUGUCUGUUCAGAAACAAAUGCAGUUCAAUUCAAAUGGGCUUCCUCCCAAGCAGGCAAGGUGAUUCAGAAUAACGAAAUAAUGUUACCCUGCAUGCAUUUGAUAUUGCAAAGUAAUUUGUGCAGUCUGCAGGCAGAAGCGGUUGUCCUGGACGCAGGUUACAUAGAACUGCCUCCUCCUGUGUUGCCUAGGCAAUCAGACAAAGCAAGCUGCUAGCUUUCAUAUUACUUUUGUCCUCAUUAGCCAGUUCCCUCAGGCAAGGACUCUUCCGUGCCCUUUCCCCCACUUUUUUUUUUUUUGCUGAUUAGAACCAGCGAAACAGCAGGGGAUUUCCUAAACAACAUGGAAUCAAGUUUGGCAAAUCCAUAGGAAUGCUUUCCCUUGAAUUAGAAUCUCUGGGGUUGUAUCCAGUGCUAACUUCUACUCUUGAGUUUCCCCAUUGAAAUUAAUGGCCACAACUCAUUUAGGCCUGUUAACGCCACUUUAAAACAGGAACAAGCUUCUAGCGCUUAUGGUUAUGCAGUCUUGUGUUCUGGUCUGGUGCCAGAUCCCGCAGAGAAAGAGGCAAGUGAGCAACUUGCUGAGAGGCAGGUUGGGAGGGAAAAUGGGGCCUUUUAAGCCUCUUGUCUCCAUAUGCCCCUCCUCCAGGCUCCACCCCCUUGCGGAGAACUACAGAGCUUUAAAGGGCCAACCCUCUGUCCUGAAGACAGGUGCUCCUCCUCCAUCCCAUUGCCCCCCUCCUGGUAUGCUCCCUGCCCUGCCAGGCUGGUGACUUGGGCUGGGAGGCAUCUGGUUCUUUGUACUUAGCGGGAGGUUUCUGUGAGGGUCCAGGCACUAGGCCCUGGCAGUUUGAGUGGUUCCUGCCCAGCUACUUCAGGCGCACUUGUAUCCCUAUAUUAUGCAGUCAGCUCUGAGCCCUGCUCCCCUUCUGUUGUCCAUGCAGCCUCUGACUUUGUGUUUGGAUCUUCUUUCUUCCUUGGCGAUCACUCUUAGCUGAGUAAGAUUGUCUUUCCAUAAACAUGAUUUUAACAGUUGAGUCCGUAAGUGACUGUGGAGACCAAUUCUGGAUCCACAUGUCUUUCCACAGUGGGGACAUAGGUUUCCAGGCGGGAGUUGAUCACGGUCUGGGUCACUGCUAGAUUCAAGGGCCAUGAAGUGCAGACGAAUGGAAAAGGUUGUGUGGCAGUGGCUGGUCAAAUCUCAGAGAUUGGGAGAAUGAGGUGUAUAGUAUAAAUACAAAUUGGGAUUUUGCUGAGCUGGACCAAGUUGCUAUCUACUCCAGCUAGCAGCUCCUCUCCUAGAAUUUGGGCUGAGUCUUCCCCUGCUCCUGUUCCCAGAAAGCCUUUUAAACUGGAGAAAGCAGGGAUUGAACCUGGGAUGGUACGCAGAGCCGUUGCUAUAGAGCUGCACUCUUCAUUGUUGCUUUACUUCCGCUAGUUGCAUUUGAGGGAUAAAACCCACAAAUGCAGAUGUUCUCUCUCUCUUUUUGCAAUAUAUUCAAGCACUAGAAAUCAGCUUUAUCUGGGGAAGAGUUUUUAGUUAGCUCUGCACAGAAAUCUUAUUUUAUUUAAGACCAGAGCGUGCCCAAUCCUAUAUAUGCAGUAUUUGUGGAUGAGCUUCCCAGCUGCACUUACAUGAAAGAUCAGAGUACUUGCUAUUGCAUUACUUGAAACGUCUUGGAUCAUAACCUUUGUGAAAGCCAAGCAGCAAUAAAAGUGACAAAUGCAGCAAUAAAUGCUCUGGGAUAUCAAGCUCCUCGGAAAAAAGGGGGAAAAAUUAAUGCAGAUUUAUUAUAAUUUAUCUCAACAGGAAAAUGGUCGACAACGGUGCUUGGGGAAGUGUUUGCACCUGACCAGGAUGACUGGGACAAUAAAACAUUUGUCUCUGAAGGAAAAAUGCACAAGUGAGGAUUGUAUUUGUGUCAAGCAGAGCAAUAUUUAAUAUUUAUGCUUCUGUAAUUAUUUUCUUACGUUUUGUUAUGUGUGCUUUGUAUAUAUAAAGCCUAGAUUAUUGCUUGGUACGGAGAUGGCAAUCUAUUAAACUUGCACUUGCCAUUUAUUGCGGGUUACAAUUGGGACAAUCUGUCGUGUCACUGAUGCAGCCGCAUUUGCGCCAUGAAAUGCUGAGACCCCCUUUACCAAAGGCGUGAAGCAGGGUUAAUGCAGGGCACCGUAUGUAUAGCAUCCCAGCAUUUUGCACGGCAGUUGUGUGUCCCCCCCACAUCAAGGUUGGCAGAAGUGUGAAUACAAAAUAAAAAAAUUCCUUCCAGUAGCACCUUAGAGACCAACUAAGUUUGUUAUUGGUAUGAACUUUCGUGUGCAUGCACACUUCUUCAGAUACCGGCACACAAAAGCUCAUACCAAUAACAAACUUAGUUGGUCUCUAAGGUGCUACUGGAAGGAAUUUUUUUAUUUUGUUUUGACUGCGGCAGACCAACACGGCUGCCUACCUGUAACUAGAAGUGUGAAUGACAAAUGUGCAUCCUUCAACACUCAAAUAAUACAUGCUUUGUGGAGCCACACACAUCAGUGAUCCCAAUGAAUGUCCUUGAGUGUUUAAGAAGGCAUGUUGGCCCUCUGCCGGAAGCCAGGUCUGACAUCAGCAGGGCAUCGGCUGAGGACCACCUCCCAGCAAAAGGCCUGUUGCCAGCCCCUGGAAGCCUUGUGGGUGCUAUUCCGUCUCCUGGCUCUUGCCUGCCGUCUCUGAAUUUGCAAAUGCUUACCCCUUCUUGGCCAGGGACGGGGUCCCUCGGAGCAACUUGCCAGUGGACGAAAGUAGGAAGAGCAAGGAACGUAAAUGUUACCUUUGUAAGGGGCCCAGUUUCUGUAUACACUCUCAACUCUCUCUCCCGCCCCCAGUCCUUCAUUCAGGGAAACGAGAGGCAUUUUCAGAAUUCAAGGACAAAUUCCAGUCAGGCAAAAACUCAAGGAAGGGUGCAAAGCAAGGGUUAGUGAGGGGUGUAGUGUAGGGAGAACCUGAAGGGCCAGAAAGAGAGGCAUGGACUCCUGCGGUUUCCCAGUCUUCCCCUGGGCAGUGGAGAUGUAGAUGUUACGUAAUUUGGGUAUGUGGAUGAUACGUUAAUGUAAGUAAAAUCUACAAUGAGGAAGUAGAGCUUCUCCCCCAUCCAGUUGCCUCUGCAGGAAUAAUCCUUGUCAAGAAGACAUUUACAUCAGAAUUGGUCACUGCUUAGCCACAGAGAGUAUACGGAAGCAAAAUCAGGUGCAGGGAGGCUCACCUUCCACUUAAAUCUCCCUGUGUUAACAAGAACCAGAGAACGCAGCUAAAUAAAUGCCCAUAGAAUGUUUAAAUAAACUUGGCCUGGGUGAAAAUGGUGCCCCUGGAGAAUGAAGCGUGUUGCCCAUGAGACAUUUUACUGAUUGCAGAGCAUGAGUGUGUGUUUUGUGGUUCAAGAUCUUUCAGGUUGAAUCAAAGGACUGGCUCUCUGCUUAUGGUGGAUAAUGCUCCUCAGGGAACGUACGAGUUUAAAAUCAGAGUGUCAGAUGGAAUCUGGCCUGACGUUCUAGCAACUGUGCAGAUACAUGUCAAAGAGAUAGAAAACGAAGCCAUUCGGAACUCGGCGACCGUACGCCUGGCAGGUUAGUUUUGUUUCGUCGGCUGAGUUUUGAUUCCCAUCGUGCGUAGAAACAUCUCGCCUCUUACUGAUCUCAGGGGGCUGAAUUCUAUUGGCAGAACAGCCUAGUCUGCUGAUGGUUUUUUUGUUUUGUUUUUUUUUUAAAUUGAGACCUAGGUUUAAGGAAGCUGCCUUGUGCCAACCAGGAUAAGGGACCUUAUUUAGAUAGACAGAAAAACCCAUAUUUCCUCCUGGGGUCACAUACCAGGGGUGGGCAGGGUGCGAGGUGAAGCAACAAAUGUCACUUUUUUGCCUUUGCACAGUAGACUAUUUGCUACAAGCACUCACUCACCCCUCUGUCCUCCAUCCAGGCCAGGAGAAAAGGCCAAGGAGGGAGGGUUGGCAAGGGGUGUGGCCUAGGGAGAGGGGCGUGGCUGGGGAGAGUCCCGAGAGCCAGGUAGAGAGACCUAGAGGGCCGUAUUUGGUUUCUGGGGGGCCUGAGGUUCCCCAUUUAGGGGCUCUCCAUCAAUAUUUCCCAGCCCUAACUGGAGAGGCCAUUGGAGAUUGGACCUGAGACUUUCCCAUGCAUCUGCCCCAGAGCUGUGGGUCCUCACCAAAGAUUCCCUUCAGCCGUCUGCUUUCUCUUUACCUAAUGUGGCUUUUUUUGUGUGGUAGUUUUGUAUAAUUUGUAAUAAUUGAGUUAAAAAUAACACAACUUACUGAACAACAUGUGCACAGGAAUUUGUUGUGAACCACUUCACAAGAGUACUAUCAGGAAGCCAUUUCCCCCCCAUUCUUUGUUGUUUUAACAGGUCUGUGAUCGUAUAAUGUAUGAAAGAAAGGCAACUAGCGGGAAGAGCUAUUUCGGCAAAGAGAGAGAGAGAGCUUACUUAUGUGUUGAGUCUCUGGCAUUUCCAGGAAUGGCUAGGAGAGACUCUAGUAUGAAACCCCCAGAGAGCUGCUGCCAGUUAGUGUAUGCAGUACUAAGCUAGGUGGUCUGACUCGGUAUAAGGCAGCUUCCUAUGUUCCUAGAUGUGAAAUGGACCUUAGCCAGGUUGCAGUGGAAGCCAGUGAGAGAGCCAGUAUGGUGUAAUGGUUAGAGCGUUGGGCAAGGAGAGCCUGGUUCAAAUCUCCAGGUUGACCCUUUAACCCAGGGGUCAGCAAACCUUUUCAGCAGGGGGCCGGUCCACUGUCCCUCAGACCUUGGGGGAGGGGGGCUGGACUAUAUUUUGAAGGGAAAAAAUGAACAAAUUCCUAUGCCCCACAAAUAACCCAGAGAUGCAUUUUAAAUAAAAGGACACAUUCUACUCAUGUAAAAACACGCUGAUUCCCGGACCGUCUGUGGGCCGGAUUUAGAAGGUGAUUGGGCCGGAUCUGGCCCCUGGCCCUUAGUUUGCCCACCCAUGCUCUAACCUGUAAGGAUAAAAUGGGGCUUGGAGGAACCAUGUACGUUGCCACGAGUUCCUUGGGGAAAGCGAAGGAAGUGUAAAAAUAGCUUUAAAUAUAGUUGUUUUUAUGAUAUAUUUUUAUUCUUUUAUUGUCCCGUUUUCUGAGGAUUGUGUGCACUGUUUAGAAACGGAAACAGGGGUGUGUGUGUGUGUGUGUGUCUCAAAUAAACAUAUAUGAAGUAGUUAACUGCAUGUCCUGAGACUCUUAGACCAAUAAGCUGGUUUUGUUUUUAAACCACCCAUCUCCAUAUCAGACAUGACUGCAGAAGAGUUCAUAAGGAAGGAUGAGCCUGAGGAGAGCAGGCACGACAAGUUUAAGGAUCUUCUGGCAGGCAUCUUCUCGGUCCGCCUUGAGGACAUCGUGGUUUUCAGCGUGACAAAUAUAGACGGGAGACAGACUGACGUGAGAUUUGUGGUUCAAAAUGGCUCCUCCUAUUACAGGCCAGAGAAACUGCUGGGACAGGUUGCUGCCUUCAAAAGCAAGGUGAGGCUGCAACCCGUCUGCCGUCUGGGCUGAUGUGAUGUUGGCUGACGUGCAAGUCCUUUCAGGGCGCAAGACAGAAUCCCAGUGACUCCAGAGGAAAUGUAUCGCAACCCAGUGGACUGUCACAGGGCGAAAGGCUUGUCGAUGGAGCAAACAUAUUUUUAAGAGUGGGAAGCUGCCUUGUUCCAGCUCAGACGAUUAGUCCAUGUAGGGAUUGGAAGCUUACAGCCCUCCAGACAUUGUUAGAGAACAGCUCCCAACACCCCUGGCCACUGGCCAUGCUGGCUGGGGUUGAUGGGAGUGGAGAUGCCAGGGAUUGAAUCCAGGGCUUUUCUGCAUGUGCUCUACUACAACUGUGUUCUUUCCAAAAGUCACAUGGAAGAUGGAAGCAGCUUGUUUUUUUGCUGCUCCGGAGGGGAGACAUCUGGUAUGGAAGCUAAGACCCUACCUGCCCGCAGUCUGCCUCACCAGAGUGGUGCAUGCCCUGGUUAUCACUUGGACUACUGCAGUGUGGGGCUUUGAAGGUGACUUGGAAACUACAAGUUAUCCAGAAUGUGGCAGCUAAACUGGUGACUGGGACCACAUAACACCUGUCUUGAAAGACCUACAUUGGCUCCCAGUAUGUUUCCGAGCGCACUUCAAAGUGUUGGUGUUGACCUUUAAAGCCCGAAACGGCCUCAGCCACCCUCCACCCUCAUUAUUCUGCCCGGACACUGUGGUCCAGCGCCGAGGGCCUUCUGGUGGUUCCCUCGCUGCGAGAAGUAAGAUUACAGGGAACCAAGCAGAGGGCCUUCUCGGUAGUGGCGCCCGCCCUGUGGAAUGCCCUCCCACCAGAUGUCAAGGAAAUAAACAACUAUCUGAUUUUUAGAAGGCAACCCUGUUUAGGGAAGUUUUUAUUGUUUGAUGUUUUAUUGUGUUUUUAAUAUUCUGUUGGGAGUUGCCCAGAGCUGCUGGGGAAACCCAGCCAGAUGGUAUAAAUAUUAUUAUUAUUAUUAUUACCAUUAGAUUCUUUUUUAAAAAAAACUUUAUUCCAAAACCAAAAAAGAAUUACAAACAUCAAAUUCAAAAUCCAUAUUCAUUUUGUAACAUAAGCCUAUUACAUAGUUGACUAAAUUAAAAUAUUUCAUUAGAUUCAAAUUGCAAGAAAGGAGAUUUUGACUAAACCUUAGGAAGAACUUUCUCACAGUAAGAGCCAUUAGGCAGUGGAAUACACUCCCCCCGGAAGAUGGCAGAUUUUCCUUCACUGGAGGUUUUAAAGCAGGGGUCAGGUGACCAUCUGCCAGGGCUUCUUUAGCUGCAUCUCCUUCUCUGCAGGGCAUUGGGUGGAUGGGCCCCUUCCAGCUCUACAAAUCUACGAUUCUUAAGUGUUGCAAUCAGAACGAUGAGGACAUGUGUUCAGUGACCACAAAAGUUUAUGUUGUAGACACAGAAAAUGACUGGGAGGAUUGGGAAGCCCUUUUUGCUAAGCAGUGUGACGGCUGUUUGUCCCUUUAGAUCCAGCUGGCUUUAGGAGUGAACGUUUCUCAGGUUGAUGUGGAUGAAUGCCACAGGACAGACUGCAGCGGCAGCAGCGGGUGCGUGAACUACAUCACGGUGAGUGACAUCCCCACAGUGAUGGACACCGGAAGUGUGUCACUUGUCUCCAUAACAACCAGCGUCAGCGCCGUCUGCACCUGUGCAGCUAGAGAGAGAGUCCACCGGUCAUGUAGCUCGUACUCUCACAACCCCUGUUUCAAUGGAGGAACUUGCAUUGACAUGCUGAAUGGUUACAGGUGAGAAAAGACUCUGUUUCGCACAUUCCCCAUCCCUCUUGUUUUCCUCUUGUAAGAAGUCAAGCUAUAAAACUACUGUGUUAAAAAGGGAGGGGGGAAUGUAUGGACCUUUUAAGAGGUCCUUGUUUUCUUUUCUUUCUUUCUUUCUUUCUUUCUUUCUUUCUUUAACUUUAUUGAACAUUUUUAAAACAAUUGCCUAACGACAUAAAGUCUUGCCUUCCGAGACAAAUGCAUGUAUGUGAUGUUCAGUCUUGUAUGCAGUCCAUCCACAUGGCAUCAGAACAAAGCUGGGGAACCUUUUAUAUUUCAGAUUAAGCUCACACCCACAGGGUAUACUUAAAUCUAAAGUGCUAAGAUAAUUUCUCCAUAGUGGCUGCUGUGACUGAGACGGAAGGGAAAUUACUGUAUUAUUGUUAAUAAAUUAUAUAAAAUGAUACAAAGCCUUGUUCUUUAAGCCUUCAGUCCUCUCUGCCCUCCUUCCCUCUCUCCUUCCUCUGUUGUCUUCCUUGUGUCUGUUUUUAGAUUGUAAGUCCCUCGGGGCAGGGACCUGCCUCGUCAUUCUUUGCAAAGUGCCGUGUAUGUGUGAAUAGUAAUAAUGAAUGCUUUAUAAAUAAAAGUUUACUCUUUUGCUUUUGUUUGUUUCAGGUGCCAUUGUUCUGCUUCGUUUCAUGGACCAGAUUGCCAGCAGACAAAGCACAGUUUCCAUGGAAAUGGCUAUGCCUGGUUCCGCCCCAUCAGACCUUGCUUUGAGAGCUCCCUCUCCCUCGAGUUUAUUACCGAUGUUCCAGAUGGGCUUUUGCUAUACAAUGGCCCCCUGUCAGAUUCGGGACCUGGGAACUCAGAAAACUUCAUUGCAAUAGGUAUUUGCAUUUGAUUGGUGGAACCUCACAUUGCCCACAGAAACACACAAUUACAGGGGUUGCGGGGAGAUCAUCGCAACAAUCCCAAGUGAUGUUGCUCAUCUGUUUAUCACAGCUAUUUAGUUCAUUCAGACAGGCAGGUUGUAUGAUGGUAAGCUGUCAAGAUUUUUUUUUAUUUAUUAACUACAUUUAUAUAGGUAAAGGUAAAGGGACCCCUGACCAUUAGGUCCAGUCGCGGACGACUCUGGGGUUGCAGCACUCAUUUCGCUUUAUUCGCCGAGGGAGCCAGCGUACAGCUUCCGGGUCAUGUGGCCAGCAGGACUAAGCUGCUUCUGGCAAACCAGAGCAGCGCAUGGAAACACCGUUUACCUUCCCGCCGGAGCGGUACCUAUUUAUCUACUUGCACUUUUGUGUUUUCGAACAGCUAGGUUGGCAGUAGCACGGACCGAGCAACGGGAGCUCACCCCGUUGCAGGGAUUUGAACCGCCCACCUUCUGAUCGGCAAGCCCUAGGCUCUGUGGUUUAACCCACAGCGCCACCCGCGUCCUAUUACAUUUAUAUAGGCUGCCCAAUAAUAUAUAUUUCCCUGGAGAGGAGGACAGAUUCCUACAUUGUGUGCCUGCCCCACUUUCCUUACCUUACUACAUGUUCCUGGCCAAAAAUGGUGUCUGCUUAAAAAAGCAGGGAAAGUUGAACAGAGGAAGGCACCUUUCCACAAUUUUGUAUGCAUCUCCACCCCUGCUGUCCCCAGCAGGAGCACAAUUUUCCCCCCUGCUUCUUUGCCAACAUGCCCACGCAAACACAUAUGGAAUUUGCAGCUCUUCUAGCAAAAUACAUGCCCAUAACAAACUAAUAUAAAAAGAGGGUGCAAUUCUUUGCCGUCUGGGAGAUUAUUUAAGGUAUUUAAGGACAGGUGUUUUACUUGAUAAUGAUGAAGUGUUGCUAGGCAGUAUCUUGGAUUGUUUUUGAAGAGCUGAACCACAUUUAAAUCCCCCACAGACAAAAUAGUAUAAAAAUGCACAUUUGUUAGCCAUGAAUGUUGUAUACAGUGAUACCUUGGUACUUGAAUGACUUGGCUCCUGAACAAAUCGGCUCCUGAACGCUACAAACCUGGAAGUAAGUGUUCCAGUUUGUGAACUUUUUUUGGAAGCCGAACGUCCAACGUGGCUUCCAAUUGAGUGCAGUAAGCUCCUGCAGCCAGUCGGAAGCUGUGCCUUGAUUUUCGAGAACCAAGGUACUGCUGUACUGUGCCAUAGAAGCAGGCAUGGAUGGAAGAGUCCAGUGCCAGUCCAUGUCAUAUUUCCAUAUGUUCCAGGUCUAUUCUCUCCUCUUUCUACACUUUUCUGUGAUUUUUUUUUUGAACGGCAGAAAAUAAUCUCUUUUUUGUUACGCGUCUUACCCUAAAACACACAUUUUAAUUUGAAAUGCACAUUUGUACACAUUUUAAGCUAAAAUAGGGAUUUUAUAUGCCUUUGGGUACCUUUUUAUUGCAAAAGGCAGUCCCAGCACCACAAUGCUGCUUGUUGACAUUAAACCUUAGCUUAUUUUAACUAUGGUUUACUGGGACAUGUGAGCCAGGCCACUGUUCCUUUGGUAUGAGAUACAGAUUUUUGAGGGGUGGGGUGGCGUGACAAAUCUGUACUUGUUUAGCACAUGCACUUUAGCAGGAAUGCUUAUGUUCCCUAAUGGUACGCCAGUCCUUUCAAAAAAGACAAUGGUUGCAUUUGCACAUCAUGGCAAACCAUAGUGAAUGGUUUGCUGUUAAUGUGCAAAAGGCUCCCAGUUGGCUCCUCCCCAAACAAAACCGGGUGCAACAAACCAUGAACCCUGACUGAGCGUUGCAUCCAACCUGAGGAUUGGAAUUUGUUUUGCUUCAAACUAACCAUGAUGGUGCUUCUUGGUCAUGGUUUGUUUGAGUGAAACAAACCGCAACUCCCAGUUCUGCUGUAUCUAUGAGCAAUGUGGUUUAUUCUCCCUGUUUGUGUUAGGGGAGAAGCGAAGCGGAAGCAAUCUCCCGAGUUCACGGUAACUGGUUCACGGUGACAUGCGAGCAGGGCCACUGAAUGAUGUAGCGAUGGGUGUUUUUAGUGCUUUCUGAGUGUGGCUUCUGGCUCAUCUCUUGAGUUGAAGUCAUCAAAGGGAAAGCGAAGCAGACCUUCUGUCAAAAAGAUCCCACUGGGAAGCAUCUAUGGCUUUGAGUAUUUCAAAUUAUUUUGAGGCAGGUUAUUGCAUGAUUAAUGAAGCCUUACUUCUUCAUGUUAUUUUCACAUGGCUUGGUGGAAAUAGCAAAUCUAUUUUUGGGAAGGGGAAGAUUGAAUGAAAACUAUAGUCACUUUCCCUUUUCUUUUCAUAGUAUUGUUAGGGUGCUUCCAGAUGCCCCAUUUAUUGAGAAUUCAUCCUGGUUUGGUUGCAGGGAUGUUAGAUGAUGUUGGCUAUAUUUAAUGAGCGUUCACUGGGAUGUAUUUGCAAGGAGGUUAGAUGAUGUUGCAUGAAAGCAAGCGUUUUCCUCGCACUUUCAGUUGCUUCAGUCACUUCCUUUGUUGAAAGAAGGCUGAUCUUUUGGGGGGUAAGACCACCCAACCAGCUAUCCAUAAAAGCACCUCCUGUGGAGCAGUGGGUCAGUGCAUCUGGCUGUUAACCAGAAGUUGAUGGUUUGAGGCAACCCAGGAAUAGCUGUGGGCAGGUUUUCGGGGGGGGGGGGUUGGGGUCUCUUCCGAUUCUACACAGUUCUAUGAUUCUGUUCUUGUGAAACCUGAAUUUGCUUGUAUGUGAUUGAACCCCACCCUAAAAAUAACAGCAAUCUGGUCACACCCUAAGUCGAAGUAUGUAGGGUGUGACGGAAUGUUUUAUGUUGCCCCCGUCUCUCAUAUUACAGUUGUUGUCUCACAAGUGGCAGUGUUGAGCAUCCAAAUGGGAGGAGGCAAAUUUGGGAACAACCCUGCAAUCCUAACUCCCCCCUUAACUUGAGAGUAAGCCUCAUUGAAUUCAGUCUGACUUACUUCUAGGUUUUUGGAUUGUGCUAUAAGUCUCUACACUGGGAGGGGAGGACCUCAGCCUCCCUCCUGUGUCUAACAGCAGCUUGGAGGGAGGGAUUUUAAUUGGGAGUUUGGAAUCAUGACUUCUGGACUCUGUGCUUUCCACUGAGCCUGAAUAAGGAUAGAAUAAGAUCUGAAUAAGAUCUAGCUUUUACUCACAAGUAGCAGCCCCUGUCGUGUUUUGGAAGGGAACAGGACACAGAAGGAAGGGAACAGAAGGAAUCCCAGAUUUACUAUUUCUUAAAAGAAAGGUUCUUGCAACUGCAAGUGACACAUUUUGGCCCUGAUUCAGGGGCUUAGAGUCAAUGCAAACUGCCUCCUUGCUUCCGUCCCAUGGCCAUCAUGGGUCCCAAUCCAACUCUGCGCUUUUCUUUCUCCUUCAUCAUAGAGCUUUCCGGCGGGACUCCAGUGCUGAAAGUCAACCAUGGCCUGGGCCCUGUGGAACUCCACCUGCCGAGUUAUGUGAACCUCACAGACAAAAGGUGGCACCGUCUCGAAGUGAGAAGCAGCCGGCAGGUGAGUUGCCCUGAUGCAUUUGGGGGCUCCUGGUUUAUACAAGGAAUGCACCAGGAAAGAAAAGGAAGAAUGGAGAAGCCCAUUAACGCAGCCAGAAAUUAUUUUAAUUGAUUUAUGCAGACUUGGUGUACAUUGCAAAUAUUGGAAUUAUUAUAAUUAUUUUAGACUCAUAGACUUGUAGAGUUGGAAAGGAUCCCAAGGACCAUUUAGUCCAACCAUGUGCAAUACAGGAAUCCAACUAAAGUAUCCUUGACCAGUAGCCAUCCAACCUCCGUUUAUAAACUUCCAAUGAAGGAGAGUCCACCACCUUCCGAGGGAGUCCGUUCCACUGCUGAACAGCUCUUGCCACAUUUAUAUCCCAAUUUUGUUCCUAGGAGCUCAGGGCAGGGUUAUUCCUCCUGCCUCACAACGAUCCUAUGAGGUAGGUAAAGCUGAGAGGAAGUGACUGGCCCAAGAUGAUGCCCCUGACUGAGCUAGAUGGACCCCCUUUGGCCUGAUUCUGCAGGCUCUUAACCAUUCUGAGUGUGAAGGAUGCCCAACUGCAAUCGGUAUAUCUAUACCUGGAUUCUGUGGCUAUUGCUUUGUUGACGUUCUGUAGGCUUGUCGCUUUUAUUUUCAUUUCCUCCUGUUACGUCUCGUUUUCCAGUUUCAUCUUCGAAGAGCCUGAGGCGGCACAUGAGAAUCUUUCAAUUUUCUUUCCAUUUCUUUUCCCCCCUUGGCACAGGAUGUUCGAUUCACCGUGGAUCACUGUGGAGCUGCAGUUGUGUCAGAGAUAGAAGGGGUAGGAAAAUGGUUGUCGACCGAAGACCGAACAAACUGUGAGGUUGUGGCCUUUGUUCCACAGUCAAGAAGGUAGUCUUUACAUUACUUUCCAAAAUUGGAAUAUCUAGGUCUUUAUCUUUAUAUCUAUAAAAGUACUUGUCAAGAUGAAGGCAGAGGUUCACUGAAUCACUUCACUAAAAUCAUUUACAGGUGCUUCUGUAGAUUUAAUCCUUCCUGUGCAGAAUUAGGCACAUGGAGCCCUACUGGAUUUUGUGCAGUUUCAGGUUACUUGACCGCCAUCCUGUGCAGGUGAACUUGGAAAUAAGCCCCUAGGAGCACAGGGCGAUGCCAUUCUGUGUAGUGAAGCUGCAGACAUUCAGGAGGGAGGGCUUGUGAAGGGCAGCACUGUUCCUUGAAUUCCCAGAAUCAGAAGAGGGCUAUUGAUGGCUACUAGCCAUGAUGACUAUGCUUUGCUUCCACAACCAGAGGCAGCAGUGCUUCUGAAUACCAGUUGCUGGAAGCCAAAAGAGGGGUGAGUUCUCUUGUGCUCAUGUCCAGGUUGCAGGUUUCCAUAGGCAUCCAGAUGGUUGCUGUGAGAACAGGAUGCUGAACUAUUGGCCGGAUUCAGUGGGGCUCUUGUAUGAACCACACACCUGAUUACAGCAGAGCAGAUAGGGCUGGGUUCACCCUGAUCCUGCUAAGUCACUGCUAUGUCUCCUUUCUCCUGCACCAGAGCUCCACGACAGUCUACCUUAGGGCAGGGGGAAGGCAGCGGUGGUGGUGGCUGUAUCAGUACUUUGUUGCUGGAGAGGCCUCUAAGCCACACCCUUCCUCCCCAGGAAGAAGGUGAUGCUGCACAUGCUGUUCCUGCUGAGAUAGGAGGGCCUCUUCAGCAGGAACAAUAGAAUGAAACAAUACUGCAAAGGGAGAUGUGGCUUCAGGUUCUGGUAGCAUCCACGUAAGUGGGAAAAGGCACUUGUAGCUGCUGCCCCUUCUGUUUCCCCCUUACCUGCCCAAAGGUAACUUUCCUUGUCAUCAGGCAAGGGAAGGGGAAGGCUGCAUUACUUCUUAAGCACCUGUGAGGGAUGUGAUGUGCUCAUUUGGAUCAUGUGCACCCCACUGUGGCUUUUGUGCUGAUUUCCUUGGAAUGGCACACAAAGCCCUACUCUCCGUUAGAGUGAACAAAGGGAUGCUCAUCGAGUUCUGAAUAAACACGAAUAGGACCAGGCUAUGCUGCCGCUUUUCCAACAUAGAGACGCAACAUGUUCGUCAAUUACUGAGCACAUUUGCAAUGUCUUUCCUGCUAUCAGUUAACUCCUUCUGACUGCAAGACGCUUUUGACUCAGGGGAGUUAUUUCCUUGCAAUAGGAAUAACAGCUUCCAUUAUUUGGGGAGCAUUUUAAAAACAACAACAACCACCUGGUGCUUGGUGUACCCACUCUGUGCUAUUGUCUGUGUAUAUUUAGUGGCAUGAUAAUACUAACAUUCAUCUCUUAUUUAGCACAUCUGUGUUUUGAAGGUACUUGAAUAUGAACCAGGUCCUCCAGUUGGGCGGAGUAAAAGAAUCGGUUCCAUAUUCGUACCCCCAGUUGCGGCACAAACAUUUUACCGGCUGUAUCCGGAGUCUUGUUUUGGACACUCACGUAAGUGGCAUCACUGGCAUCCGUCUCAAGAGAAAAUGGAGUGCACCUCUGGUGGGGGUAGGGGAAUCAAGCUGCUGUGUUAACAGCACCAAAGUGACCUCCCCAGAGUGCAAGCCUGGGCAGUGAGCAUGGAGCUCCUGGGCUGCCCAGAUGACAAGACCCCACUCUCAGUCUCACUGAUGUGGUCCAGAGGAAAGCAGACCGAUAUAUUUGGCACCAGCUUGGCUGCAGGAGUUGCUGGAAGGAGGUGUACAAGGUGCCAUCCAACUGCCUUAGGGACUCCCCUCUGGAGUUCACUUCUUAGCCUUUUCUUCUCCCACAAGGCAGCAGAGGUCUAGGACCAGAGGUUUCCUUCUCCUAGAUUGGCUACCUCCCCAGAUUGAUGAGCCUCAUCUGCCCCUCACUUCUGUCUACACCACUUCCCUCUAUUGCAUGUGCAGAAUCAUAGAAAAAUAGAAUUUUAGAGUUGGAGGCGACUUUCCCCAUACCUGCUACUUGAACCUUUGAAUUGGUGAUGCCGCCAGUAAUUGAAUCUGGAGUCUUCUGCAUGCCAAGCAGGCACCCUGCCCUUGAUCUAUGGGACAAAAUUUAGGGGUCCUUCUGUGCAGAGUAGAAGGAAGCAUUUUCAGCCCCCAGUGGUGGGGUGGGAAGACUGGAAAAACUAAUUUCGUGUGUCCGCGCGUGUGCACACGCAUGUGUGCUUCAGUGUGUACGUUGCACAUGUAGGUGUGAGUGUUUGAUUGCAUGUGAGACUGGGGGAAAGGUCUUUCCUGACUGAGCUACCUAGGCUGUUUACCGUAUUUUUCGCUCUAUAAGAUGCACCAGACCACAAGACGCACCUAGUUUUUGGAGGAGGAAAACAAGAAAAAAAUUAUUCUGAAUCUCAGAAGCCAGAACAGCAAGAGGGAUAGCUGCGCAGUGAAAGCAGCAAUCCCUCUUGCUGUUCUGGCUUCUGGGAUAGUUGCGCAGCCUGUAUUCGCUCUAUAAGACGCACACACAUUUCCCCUUACUUUUUAGGAGGGAAAAAGUGAGUCUUAUAGAGCAAAAAAUACGGUAAUUGUUUCAUUGGAGUUUGUUUUUUUGUUUUUCAUAAGUGAUAGUGCUGUCGCUGGUUGAGCGGCUAUCUAAUUCACUGGGGGCAAGGCUAUUUUUGGUGUUCUUUUAUUCCCGGAGGAGCUAAGAAUCGUAAAUCAGCUUCAAAGGGAAUCCAAUACCUGCCUCUCCAGCGUCCUCGGCGUUUAUCUACACAGGUUUUAAACUUUAUUCCAAGGCUUAAAAAUAUCUUUUUAACCUUUUAAACUUUUGGAAGUUCUUACCACUGCUUAACACAACUGCUCAUUAUUGCUUGCCAACAAACAAAACCCACUUUGUUUGAUUGACUGCUUGCUUGCUCAAGAAAAGGUGGGGAGCAAGCUUGAGGAGACGCUAGCAGAUAGUGCUGUCGCUCGUAUCAUAUAUUUUGUAAAAGUGGUUACCCGAGUUCAGUCACUGCACAUGCAAGCAGAUAAAGCAUGUGAGACUGUAUAUCUGGUGUGUGUGUGUGUGUGGCCUGAGGGUUGCCUGACCAUCAGUGUUGCUCUUGCAACCAAAAGGGUUUGCCACCCCUCUUUUAGAGGCUGUAACUACAUAUAGUACUUGUGACACUAGGGAUUUGGUAGCUAGUGUGUUCAAAAUGCAGGGAAGUUAUAUUUUCCUGGGAAGGCGGGAAGCCAGAAGUCCAUUUCAAAGUUCCUCCUUUUGCAAGCAGCCUUGAUGCUUUUUCCUUUUUUGUUUAAAGGUGUAUGACCUUGAGUCUCCAGCGGAGUCUCUGAAUAGUUCUCCUGGCUGCACCUGGACAGACGGCAGCUGUGAAAAGAUGGGCUCCUCUCCCUGUGGCCUCCAUGGGCAAUGCCUUGGCGAGUGGGACUCGUUUACCUGCCACUGCCUGCCAGGUUACUAUGGCUCCAAAUGUGACAAAGGUAAAGUCAUCUUCAUGCAUUGUUCGGAUAGCGCAGUGUAUGUUUUGCAGUGCAUGCAGCUGGGUUUCCUUGUAGCUGAUACAACAAUGGCCAUUGACUAGGGAAAGGGACUCUAGGGUCCUACAAGGUCCUGCACUGCCCCCAAUCCUUCACACCAUACUCCCGUCACCAUGGUUAGGCAUUAUGACUGGCCACCAUGAGCCAUGGUUAAAAUUGGGGCGGGAAACUUUUGGUCCUCCAUAUGCUGCUGGACGCGGGUGGCCCUGUAGGUUAAACCACAGAGCCUAGGGCUUGCCGAUCAGAAGGUCGGCGGUUCGAAUCCCUGCGACAGGGUGAGCUCCCGUUGCUCGGUCCCUGCUCCUGCCAACCUAGCAGUUCGAAAGCAUGUCAAAGUGCAAGUAGAUAAAUGGGUACCACUCCGGCGGGAAGGUAAACGGCGUUUCCGUGCACUGCUCUGGUUCGCCAGAAGCAGCUUAGUCAUGCUGGGCACAUGACCCGGAAGCUGUACGCUGGCUCCCUCGGCCAGUAAAGCGAGAUGAGCGCCGCAACCCCAGAGUCGGCCACGACUGGACCUAACGCUCAGGGGUCCCUUUACCCUUUACCUUUAUGCUGCUGGACUAUGACUUCUCUCAACCCUAGGAGCCCACUGGCUGUGACAGUGGGCAUGUUCUUAACAGAUUUUGGAACCUGGUGAGACCACUUACUUUCUUUACUGCCUGGGCACUCUGAGUUUUUUCUCUGUGUGGUUUUCUUGGAGCAGCUCUCAUGCAGUGGCCAUAACGCUGUGCCUGUUUAGCUAGAGGCUGUUUUUGCUUGCUGCAGACAACCAGGCUACUCCCCAAUUACAAGUCUGAACUUAAUAUGUAAUGCUGAUAAGUCUUUUAGUGAUAUACUUCAGGGUCCCAUUUUCCAUUGUGAAUGCUGUGUAUGUAUGUAUGUAUAUAUAUUUAUAUCUAUAUAUAUGCAAGCACCUUUCUGUUUGUGUGUGUGUAUAAGAAAGCACUUUUCCUUCCCCAAUUCUUCCAGCUGCUGAAGAAUCUUCAUUUGGGCCUGGGAGUCACAUAUGCUAUCAGCUUCCCUUCUACAUACCUGCCCGUAGAACAGUAGCAGAUGCCAUGAUAAGGAUGCGAGAGCCCAACGGUAUCAUCCUGAGCAUGUCUUCCCGCAACAAGGAUGAACACAUCACCCUGCAGGUAAAUGAGGAGUGAUGGUCAAUGUCAGUUCAGAGUUAAUUCUCUUCUGAACCAGCGAGCCAUAGAUGGAAAAGGUCUCUCUCCUGAUGCAGUGUGCUCAUCUUUCUUGCUUUAGAAUCCACCUGUGCCCUUGAUUUUUCCGUUUCCACACACUCCUUUCUAGAGAAAUUCAGAACAGCCAUACUGUCCCGUAUAACGUGAAUUUAUAGAAAUUGCUAUGGUUUCUAAAGUACCGUAGAGUCCUCAUUAUCAAACCUUAGGGCCAAUGGACACCUAAAUUCCUGCAAGCUGGUUUGCCAUCUUAUGAGGAAGUGUUAGUGUCAACCGGUCCAUAAAGGUGGUGGGGACCAGCAGACGUUUCCGUAGCUGAAGAUGUUUUUUUUACUCAGCAGCUGUGAUUAUAGGGAUGGGCUGCUACCCCUUGGCAUGUAUAGACUUGUUCCACAUAGACUUUCUUCAUACAAUCUUGUACCUGUGUACAAAACUUAUGUUGAGGAAAUUGAGAGCAGCUGUAUUCAGAUGUCAUGAUGCACCAUGGUUUGUUGUCAUAGGAAUGAACAAAGAUGAGUAUCAGGCUGUCAUACGUUCACCACUCUACUCUGGCAUGGUCAUGAUGGGUUAGAAAGCUGCUACUUCCAUUUUUUUUUAAAUUUACUGUGGCAUUCUGUGAUUAAACGUAUGAUAAAUGGGUUUACUCUUAGCUGUGAUUUGCUUGAAAGACUCCAGCUUCAAACCAUGGAUGAUAAAAGUUUUAAUAAACCAUCAUUAAGGUUAACCACGUUGUAGGAUUCAAAUGGAAUGCUAAGCUGAGGUCAAUCAGACUCAGCAACAAAUGCUUCCCAACUCCUCAUGGCCAAGGCUGGGGUGAGGAGGGGGUGCCCAAGACUUGUUUUCAUGGUGUUAAAGCACAGUUUAUCUUGAUGCCUGAACGUAGCCAAUAUGAACUGGUCCUCAGUCAGUGGAACUAUCAAAUUAUUCUAAUACACUCUGUGCUCCCUCUGCUGAUAUUGGAAAGUUCAUUCCUGUAUAAUGAGCACUGCAGUUUAGGUGACUAUCUCAUUAAUGGAAUAAUUUGGAUGGUCUCCCCUCUGCAUGCUCUGCUAGUAAAUGAUGGUUUGAUGCAGUGGUGCAGGGCUUCUGAGAAUGAGGGGACAUUUUUGGUAGCUGUUUUGACUGUCCUAUUUUGCAGAAAAAUAUAAGUGAACCCAAGCAAGAGGAGGGCAUCACUGAAACCGUUCCCUAGACUUCAGCUGUAGUUACUUGUAGAGCGAGUGAGAAUAUUUACAGUGAUUCACAUUUAUUUAGUGAGGUGUGUGUGUAAACACUGCUGAAUAUACAACAUUCCUGGGAAGGCACGGAGAAUAUGCUCAAACUGAUAGCAUGAACAGGGUUCUUUUUGUACUAUGUGUGGUCAACCUACAUAGUUUCCAAGUGAUGUUGGAGUAGGUACACAUGAAGAUAGUUUAAAUUAGGUAGAAAACCAACAAAGAAUCUUGUAGCACCUUAAAGACUAAUACAUAUAUCAUAAUAUUAAGCUUUGUUUUUCUUUAAGAUACUGUAAGACUCCUUGUUGCCUUUACUGCAGCAGAUGAACAUGGCUACUUCUCUGGAAAUUAUUACUCAAGAAGGGGUUGGCGAAUGAACCAUAUGUCUAGGCACUGCUUGGUCAAUGUACUUUGUCCAGGCAACAAAUUGAAUUUUCAAGAAGAUGUGUAUUUUAACUGCAAAUUUGCAGAAUGUCUAAGUAGUUCACAUUCUUAGACAUUUGGGCUGGAUCUAGGCACAUCAAAAAAAGUUUCAGGAAAACACGUUGUAAAACUCAUAAUGGGAAAUCAUGUUGCCGAAGGAUCAAACUCUAUUGCACCAUCUGGUGUCACAGUGUUAUAAUGCAUUUUAAAUCCCUCCUUCCAAUUUAGCUGAGUUCUUGGUGUUCAGAAUCCUCUGCUGAUGCCAUCAGUUUGUGAAUCCUCCAUGCUUUCAUGUGAUUGCACAACUGCAGCUACUGCUGUUAUUUUUAUUGAAUAUGACUCUGCUGAAUGGCUAGCUUAAAAGCAGUUACACAAAAUAUAAAGGGGUUGGGAAACCCUAUCAAAAGAAAACGCAUCUGCCAGUCCAGAAAACAUCUGCCCCCCGCCCCCUAAAACAGGCUCCCUAUCCUUGCAAGAAAUAAAUGAACCUUUAGUGCUUUGUGUGUGUUUCCUAGUCAACUCACAUUAUACAAUAACGUGCUAUAAGAAUGCAAUGUCAACCCUGCGGGGAGAUCAUCCCACUGAACUCAUCACGAGAAAGGAAUGGGAGCUCUCUAGACUGAUUCUGGGUUUGCAGAUGUGCAACACACACAGUCGUUUAAUUUGUGGAGUUGUUUCCCCUGCCCUUGCUCUCUUCUUCAGAAUUACCCAGGGCCUUAUUGUAUUGCAUGCAAAAAAAUAAAAAAUAAAACAAAAUGAUUGACACCGAUUCCUGGAUUUCUGCAAGGUGGUCCAGGGGUUCUUAGCAGUGUCUUACAACCUGGGAGAUGGAGCGGCUGCGGUGAGCCUCCCCUCCUACCAAGUGGAUAAUGGAGAGUGGCAUCACGUUUCCCUGGAGAGAAAUGAGAACGAGUUCAUUCUUCGCCUGGAUGGAGGAGGCGGGAAGAGAGAAAUCCUGAAGGCAGCCGGUGCCUACAAAGAGAUCAUAAUUGAUCCCAACAGCUUGGUGGUUGGCAACACAUACCCUGUCAAUCAGAGCAGCAGUUUCCAAGGUAAAAAGAAGCCUGCCUGUUAUCUUGGAUAACUGUCCAUCACGGGGACUUAGCUAUUAAAAGAGCUAUGAGCCGGCAAUGGAGCAGUGCUCACAAUGCUUUUGUGUUAGCAUUUUGCAUCCGUUGCUCUUGCUUUUGUUAUUUCUGCAUGGCUCCGGAGCUGGAGGAUUUAAAAGGAAUGAAGAGACUUAAGGUGACAGUUUCCCACCCAGCUUCUGGUUAUUUUAACUUUUCAUUCUGUGGAAUCUUAGCUAGUGAAUACCUUGUGGAAACUGAGGGAGGCGGGAAGAUAAAUGUAGAAUGAUAGCACCCCUGUUUUGCUCUGAACAAAAGUGUAUUUUUCUCUGGUGGGAAUGCCAGAAACCCAGGUUGGCAGGUUUGUGGAAUGGUAGCCCUUGGAGGUUGAAGGGCUUAUUGGGAAGGCUGCCUGUUGGUCAGCACCCAUAAUAUUCCGUUAGCCUGAUCCAACAGACUCCCCUUACAUUUGUGUGUCCCAACAACAUUCUCCAAGUAGAGAGGGAUGGAGAAAUCCAGUUCAGUUCGCAUUUUAAUGUGAAUCGACCUUAUUAAUUGCACAUUCCAAAACAAUAUUCAAACCAAAGCACGGCCAUCCUCCGAAAUUUGCACUUCUCCUGAUUUUGCAAUGCAGUUCUGUGGCCCAGAAGGGGUUGGGUAGGUGGGAUCUGACCUGCAUCUCAACUUCUCUGACUUCAGCCUGUUGUUAAACGUAGCACAUAACUCGGCCUUACAGUGCUGCGACAUCUCUUUCAAAAAUAGCUCUUGAUCAAGAGCUUUCCACAUCAAGUCUGUUUUGUAUUUUGCCUUAGGAUGCAUGAAGGAUGUCAGAUUCAAUAACUACAGGCUACCUCUAGAUUCUUACCCUAAGGAGCUUGUGCUGAGCGCCCAAGGAGUGAGAAAAGGCUGCCUUUCCGAAGCUUGCAAGAGCAAUCCCUGCAGCCAGCAAUUCAUCUGCAUUGACUUGUGGAUGAUGCAUGAGUGCAGGUAACAAAUCCCCCUUGGUGAAAUCAGAAGGCGGGAGCGGCCUGCCCAUCUAGGGCUUGAACAGAAACCCCUCAUAUUUGGUGGGAAGGGCUAAAUAUUAUUUGAGCAGUAGCCCCUUGUGCUUUCUGAUGUGCUGCUCCCAAGGCUCCUCCAACUUGAGCGCAGAAUGGGGGGGGCACUAUACCUUCUUCUGUUACUCUGGGGCUGCAAAACGGGGGAUUUUCAAGCAUGCUCCUGAUGACUGGCAUUUGAUUGAUCUCCAUGUUUUUCGCAACUGCUUUUAGGGUUCCUUCAUUCAUCUUUUACUCCCACUUUCAAAUUGGAUCGCCUCCAUUGUUGCACCAGUUCAAUACGCUGUCCAUCUGAGGCAUCUGAUGAAGUGGUCUCUUGAUUUGCAAAAACAUGCCAGGAUAAAUCCAUUAGUUUUUAGGGUGCUACUUUCUGCAUUUGGGGAGUUUUUUUAAAAAAAUAUCCCCCCCUUACCACCCAGUAAACAUUGCUGGAAUGCAGUCCUGUGAACUGGGCCCAUUCCAGGAAUCCAGCUCAAGAGGAUCAUCUGUGAGCAAAUUUCAUUACAUUGGAACUGGCUCCUACUGAAGCUGAAAUGAGGGUGUGAAAUUAAUCUGGAUUGCGGCACCCUGGAGCUUUGCUUGGGCCAGCAGCGAGGUUAAUGCCAAGGAGUUUGAUUUGCCUUCUGUGUCUUUCCAGCUGCCCUCCAGGACACAUGUUGGUGGAGAAUGUCACCGGCCGGCACUGUGUUUACACGGCAUGCGCUCAGAGGCCCUGUAACUUUGGCACCUGCAUCUCCCAGUCAGCAAGCAAGUUCCGAUGCCACUGCCCCGACGGCUACUCCGGCCGCAACUGUGAAAUCACACUAGCCAUCUUCCACAAAGACGCUGGGCUGAGCUUCAGCUCCAUGUUUGCCAUCUGCAUUUGCUUCCUGGCCCUACUAGGUAGUUAUGGCAACUACAUCUUGUACUACCUUUGGUAAUGAACCAUAAGCCGCCUUCUGUGCUGCUCUGGAUGCUCGCCAUGCCGGCUAGUUGUGAAGACGCCCACUGGAUGAUGCCUUCACUGUCUUGUCCUUCAUUCUCUCUGGCCCAUCAUCAUCAUCAUCAUCAUCAUCAUCAUCAUCAUCGACAUUCCUUUCCAGUUGCAUCUGCAUCUUUAUUUGACUCAUCCCUGGGAAAGGUCCUUCUCAUCUUUUCCACUCUGUUCUUGCUUCGACGUUCCAUUGCUGAGAACUGGCUCAGAAGGGACAAAGGGGAAAUGAACACUAUGACAUUGACAUUCUGCUUUGCUCUCUUAAGAACAGGCUUCUAUAGUGGCUGACAGUGAGUGAAAAGAUACCCAUAAUAACAUGAUAAUGAGGUUCUUUCAAAAGGCAGCGAUGGCUUUUAAAGGCUUGGGGUAUUGGCGAUGGUGAUGAUUGCAAAUGUGCUUCUUCCUCCUGGUGUUCUGGUGUUGCUGCUGCUGGUAGCAUGGCUGUCUAAGCUGCUGCUCCAUGGAGAGCACAGAGGAGAAUUUCUGCUCUCAGACAUGUCCCAUGGCCAGGGAGGACAAGGUGUGUUAGCCUCAGGGAGGACCCAGUGCAUCUCCUUGCACUGGCAGCCGGAUCGUUUGCAGACCCUGUCUCUUCCUUCUGACAGGGAGAGUCUUGAUGAAGGGUCUGGUGAUGGAAAGUGUCCAUUUCUUAGGCCUUAGAUGUUGCUGCUUUAAGAAAAAAACCCCCAGCUCAAAAUGGUCCAAAGAUUUAUCUAGUCUAGCAUCCUGGUUCCCAGACUUGCCAACCAGAUGCUUCCAGGAAGCUCACAAGCCAGACUUGAAGACCACAAGUAGAAGGGUCCUGGCUCAGUGCAGAGAAUCUGCUUUGCAUGCAGAAGGUCCCAGGUGGAAUGCCCAGUGGCAUCUCCAGGCAGGUCUGGGAGAGAGACCCCCCCCCUCAGAAAUCCUGGAGACGCACUGCUAGUUGGUGUCAAUAGUAUUGAGCUGGAUGGACCGAGGGUUUGAUUCGGUACAAGGCAGCUUCCUCGGUUGUCCUGCCCCCCCCCCCCCGAGCAACUGGUAAUCAGCAACAUGCUCUUUAACUGUCAUGGACAAUAGCCGUUUAUAGAUGAAUCAUUCAUAAAUUUGUCUGCGCCCCUUUUAUAAAGCCAUUUAAGCUGAGUGGUUCAGGGAGGUGUGUUUCCUAGGGUGCAGUGCAACAUGAAACAGAUUUCCCAGCCAAUGUCCAACGAUGCCCCCCGUUUUAUUUAUAUAUAUUUAUUUUAUUAUUAUGCAAUUGUUUACGUUGAGUCUGUUAUCGUUGUUACUUGCUAUGGCACACAGCACCUUCAAAUUUGCAAAGUGCUUUUACAAUCUUGUUCAUCCCAACAAGAACCCCGUGGGAUUCACUGCUGUUCUUCUCAUUCUGCAAAGGUGGGCCUUAGCUCAUGGCAGAGGGUGAUAGUCACAUCUAGGAUUCCUGGCUCCAAAACUAGUGCUCUGUCAACUGGAUCACUGAUUGAGACAGCCCUGCUGCCAAGGAAAUGAUGAGUCCGGUUAGGUGGUUUGUAUCUUAAAAGCCCCAGGUGAAGCAUCUGAGGUCAGAGCGUUAGUCCACAUUUACAGUCUUGGUUAAUGCAGAACCGCCUCCUGAAAUCCCGCAUCGCGACACGGGAAGUUUCUGCUAAAUUGCGCUUUCCUUCUGCAGCGAAAACUCUUCCCUAAUCUCACGUCUUUGCCCAGGGCUCUUUUGAAGUCAUCCUCGUGAAAUUGCAGCUACUUGGAAAAGUAAUUGCUUCCUCUUUUUUGCUGCUGUUUGUUUGUUUGCUGUCACUCAUAUUUUAGCAUUUUUGAAUUUCCAAUGCAUGAAUAUAUUUGCCAUGCAAACACGGGACAACAGGUAUUUGUAACUAGGUCAGAAUUACUUUCCCGAACUGUGGGGAACCUCUGCUCUGUAGGACAACAAGGGAACUGGUAGCAGAUGGAAAGCAUUUCUGCUCUGAAGUUUAAGCCCCGUGUUUCCAUGAGGCCACAUUGUGCUGUAAUUGGGUUUGGGGAGAACGAGCCCCCAUGCUGUGCAACAGGAGGCAGAAAAGGUGUGCUUGGGACAGUGUUAAAUAUCGCUCACAGCUGCUGCAGCCUUAGUGGGCUGAUAGGCUCUUCUCUGAUAAAGCUUGUUUAUGACGGUUCAAUGUAAGCUUCCAUUGACUUUGAUGCACAUUGAAGCUGGCUUCUGGAUGUAACACUUUCAUCCAGUGGCGCAUUCUGACAGGCAGUUACAAGAGGAGUUGCUCCUCUGAGAAUUGUGUAUUCGGAAUACAAGAAUGAAAGCAUUUUGGAAGAAGCGGAGCUUACAUCCAGCAUGAUAUUUCUCUUUUUCACAAAGAGGUUUAUUUCUUUGUAGUGAGAAAAGGCCUCCUUUUGUGCUGGGAACAGGAGAUUGAAGCCAAAUCCUCUCCUUGGGGGACAUGGCUGGGUCAGUUAAAUACUCUUGAAACUGGGCUAGAGCUCUGUGUGUACGUGGCUCUGUUUACAGGCCACCUUUGUCUGCUGUUUUUAGUACCCUUGAUGGUUGCUGUGGGGUGGUAAAAAUGGCAUUUUGUAGGCUCUUCUGAACUGGCAAAGAGCAUGUUUUAUUCAGGCCAUUUCUUUUCCAAAUGUGUGUAUCUCCGAAUCAGGAUGCAACACAGGGUCAUAGUAGUGGGCUCCAGUUUCAGACGCUGUAUAUUUUCACUCACUAUCAGUCUUGCAGUCUGAGAAUCCUAAGAAUGUCCUGCGAACAAAGGGGUGCUUUUUGUUUUAAUAAUCACUGAAUGUUAAAACUUGAGAUUACCAUUGCACUCAGUUAGCAAUUGCAUGAGUGGCAGUUUUAAAGAAAUAGAGCCCAGUGUGGUUUGGGAACCUGGCAGACCAGGUAGGGGUGUUACCCUUUUUGCCUGCUGCUGUGGUUCUGGUCCAGAAUUUUUGAGGGGGGGGCUAUUUGAGUAAAAGCUCCCCUUGCAUGGGGAAUGGGAACUAGUCUUUCAAAGCAAAUGGCAGGUGGCAGUGGGUGCGGUGGUAGGGCCCCCAGUCCAGGUCAGGACUAUAGCGAAGCCAAAGCCCUCCUGCUCUCUCCACCAGGAUUUGACUUACCCUUCCCUGCUCUGUAAUUUUAAUUUCUAAUUGCAUGAAGGGCAUCUUGCAUUCUUUAGCCUUAGAGAACACACACCAAUCACCUUUGUCAUAGUAUACUCUGGAUUGCCAGAAUGUAAAUUUCAAUUCAAGUAUGUGAGAGGAGUCGCAUAGUUAAGAAAAAGCAAACAAACCCUGUGCCUGAAUAUAUAUUUUUUUCUAAUAAAAAUGUGUCAUGUGCCUCUUUGUCUAUGUCCUGUUCAUCACUUCCAUUCAUUUUCAUUGUUGUUUGUUCCAUAGACUGUUCCUCAUUUUGUGUAUUACAUGUUUACUCAGAAGUAAGACCCACUGUAUUCAAUGGGGCUCCCUCCCCCCGGUAAAUGUGCAUCGAUAGGGUUUGGAUUUACCACAUGCCCCAACAGUGGACAGUUUCAACUUUCAGCAUGCAAGGUUGAAUCCAGACUAACAUCUGGAAUGCAAGCAGGAGAAAGAAGGAUGAACAGGAUUAGGUGAAUUGGUGGGCGGGAGGAGCAUCAAGCCAUAGUUAAAACAAAGCAAGGUUUGUGAGCCAACAGUAAACUAUGGCUGGCAGUAAACCAACCAUAGAUAAUCAGUUGGGCAGGAUUCCUCCAUAACCAUAGUUUAACAAACCAUAGGUUUGUGUUAUAUAUGAGCUAAGCCACUGUAGACAAGACUGAAUCCGAUGGAUCUGUUGUCUGAUGUAGUACCCUUUGUUCCAGGUUCAUAGGGUCUUCCCUCCGCAGGGCAUUAGCUGGGCACUGCACAAGGACACCCAAUUACAUGGAGGUCUCAUUCUUGUGAUCCUCCUUGGGGGAGAAAAAUUACAUUGGGUCGGGCUUUCCUAUGAGCAGGCAUUGCUUUGAAGGCUCACAUCACAUUGGAGGUGAAGGUGGAGGUUGCACAGUGGCUGCUGCCAACCUGUGUAGGAACUGCUGGCAUUGACAUUGACCCUCCCCACUGACCUCCAUUCUUUCCUUCCUCCUCCUCCCUGAUGCAUCUCUCCUGUUUGGACAAGGCUUUGCCGCCACAAGGACGAUACAAGAUCAGAUGGGCUGCUGCUAUCAUGUCCAGCAGAGAUGGCUUUUAUGGACUUGUCAUGAGUUGUUUUUCACCAUUUGCAUUGUCUGUCAUCUGCAUAGUAGCACUUUGAGAGUGCAAAGUGCUUUGUAAUCUUCAUGUUAUUCACCCUCAGUGACAAACAUUACAAGGUAGGCUGUUAUUAUUCCUGUUUUAACCAAGAGGGAUUGAAGGUGUGAGAUAAUGUACCCAGAUGCAUCUAGCAAUCCUCUGUGCCACCAGUUAGUUUUUAAACUCAAUCACUCUUGAAUCCAUGCUGGUCUUUAAUAAUACAGCCCUACAUAUAUUUAGCUCUAAGUGCACUCACUUCAUGGGAUGCUCAUCCAAAUUAGCAUUCCUGGGCUUGCAGGCCAAAUGUGGGUGCUUAGCUGCUGCUGCUGCUGCUGCUGUUGCUGCUGAUGCACCCCUCCUCUGGCUAUUACUCACCUUCUGACUGAUUUACUUUUAUUAAUAGCAAUAAAUCAAAAGUAGAGCUAAGUCCCUGCUAAAACUAGCUGCACUUAUUGGAUUGUCUACUUAAAGUUCUGAAUCUGUGCAUGCUUAAAUCAGCAGAAUCCCAUUGGCUUUGGUAGGAUUACUGAGGUGGUGCUUGUUUGAGAGCAGGGAUUGGGUCUGUUAGCCUGAGACAAAGUAGUUUCUGGACAAACUUGAACUGGGGUUUAAAUGUUGCACCCUCCAUGUGAGUUACUUUCAAAGGUGACGUGGCAGAGGGUGGUGGUUUCAGGGAUAUUUCAGAUGUGGCGACCUUCCAGCGCAUUAAGUCCUAACUCUCAAAGUUCUCCUUUUUAAUGGUGCAUUUGGCCUUGAUUUCUAAAUAAAUGCUCUUCGCUUUCUCACCCAGUUCUGCUCAGCGGUGUCUUCCUGUGGACUCGGUGGAAGAGCCACAAAAGCAUGAACGGAGGAGUUUACCACGUCACCACCUGCCACGAUGACUUGGAGGACAUUCGAGAGAACAUCCUCAACUAUAAUGAGGAAGGGGGUGGGGAGCAGGAUCAAGUAAGGCUCUUUCUCUGACGGUUGAUCUGACGUAUGCAAGGAAACUUACACUGGAGGAAAAACCAUUGCUGGCUUUGCUUUGAUAGUACAGCCUAGACUUUGAAGGGACUGUGAAGGCCAUGAAGUCCAACCCUAUCUCAAUGUACCUACGGCAUCCCAGACAGAUGGCCAUAAUGGGGAGGAGAGAGCCCAUGGCAGGGGAACCGCCAUGUACCAGGCUCACACCGGACAGGGCAGAAGUUAUGUAGGGGGCAGCUUUCCCCCCCCCCAGUUAAUUUUUGUGCACAUGUGUGGUGGUUUUUCUUCCUAAGGGAAGGGGAUUCACUAGGCCAGUUCCAGGGACUAGUGUAGUUUUCCCAUACUGGUGGGGGUGGACUCUCCUUGGUUGGAGGUUUUUAGGCAGAGGUUGGAGGGUGCUUUAGGGCUUGGACUAAAUAACCUGUGGGAGGGAGUCCCUUCCAACUCUAAAAUUCUGUAAAUAAUAAUAAUAAUAAUAAAUUUUAUUUAUAUCCCGCCCUCCCCAGCCGAAGCCGGGCUCAGGGCGGCUAACAACACUAAAAUAGUGCAACAUUAUAAAAAUUAAUUAAAAUCAAAAUUGAUGGCAACCAUAAACGAAAGUUUUGUAAAGAUGGCCUUUGGAUCCUGUGGAUCAAAGGUCUCCUAGCAUGCCCCAUUUUUCUCCCUUGCAUUGUUGGAACAAUGAUAGCAGAGUGGAAGUGGCUGCAGAGAUGUCUGUGGUUAUAAUGACUCAAAGGACAGACCUCCCUCUCUGCAGACCGGAGGUCGAGAUCCACUCCUGUCCCAUGGCCCCUGCUGGAGACCCAUAGGAUUUUGUCCAAAAUUGUUUAAUAUUAUCUUCUCUCCCUUCUGGCACUCAGAAAAGCACAUUUCAGUUUUAGCAAAUGGGGCAUAUAUCUCCCCUCCACCCCACCAGACCUAACAUUUACUCUGUCCUGAUUGCAAGUCCUUGCAACGUUUUGUAGAAAUGCUCAGUGAAUGUUGCUAUCUUAGUAUUGCCUCAGAUAAGGCUGCAAUCCUGUGCCAACUUGCCUGUGAGUAAGCCCCAUAGAAUUCAGUGUAACUUACUUUUGAGUAGACUGUGUAUAGACCUGCACUGCAAAUGUAUUACAGCAUCAGUCUCCAAAUCAUCUGAACCAGAGACAUUUCACUAAAACUGCCUGGGAGAAAACAUAGUAUAAAAAGUCCAGAGAAGUCAGUGAGCUGCAAACAUUCUUGUUUGCUUACCUGCCCACACACACCGAUGUCAAUUAGACCUGCAACUUUUUAAUCAAUCUGACAAAAAGAUGACCCAGUUAAUCAUGAGGAAGGGAGCAGGUUUUGGAAGGCAAAUCAGUAUUUUUUUAAUACCGUGGAACCUUGGUUCUCAAACGGCUUAGUUGACGAACAGAUCGAUUCCCGAAUACCGCAAACCCGGAAGUGUUCUGGUUUGCAAACGUUUUUCAGAAGCUGAACAUUCGGUGCGGCUUCCGCUUGAGUGUAGGAAGCUCCUGCAGCCAAUUGGAAGCCGCACCUUGGUUUUCAAAUGGUUUCAUGAGUCGAACAGACUUCCAGAAGGGAUUAAGUCCGAGAACCGAGGUACCACUAUAAUACCUUUGGGUGGAAGGCCAGGAAAUAUGCUUAAAUAAUAAUAAUAUUCAUACUCUUCGAAAUAUAUAAAAAAGUAAAAAAAUUGUCCAGUAGCACCUUAGAGACCAAGUAAGUUUGUUCUGGGUAUAAGCUUUCGUGUGCAUGCACACUUCUUCAGAUACCAUGCACACGAAAGCUUAUACCAUGAACAAACUUACUUGGUCUCUAAGGUGCUACUGGACAAUUUUUUUUUACUUUUUUAUAUAUUUUGACUGCGUCAGACCAACAUGGCUACCUACCUGAAUUCGUACUCUUGUUGUUAUUAUGGCUGUCACUAUAAUUAUUAGGAAUGUUAAAUGGACUUAUAACAAUUGCUGGUGAUAAGCACCGUCUCAGAAGAGGAAGCUCCUCUUCUGUCUUACGCAGGAUGUCGCUGGGUGCUGUGGAGCUCAGUUUUCUUUUACUAGCUAAUGUGGGAGGCAGGUUGGGACACUGAUGGUGGAGGGGAGGACUUUAACUGCCCCUCCUCCCCAUGGUGCCAAGAGUAGACAUGGACCCUUUGCCCCAACCGCCCAAAUUUCAGUCGGGAUCAUAGUACAGGUAAAAGGUUAAAGCUUGCAAAUCUUGCUUGUUAGGCUCCCCUUUUGCAUCUGGUGGGCCAUGUUGAGAACAGGAUGCACAACCCUCGUUGCUUUUCUUCCAUUUUUGCUUGGCUGGGAUGUGUCCUUGAACUCCUAUAUUCCCUCUUAGCUGGAGAACAGAAGAGGGGUGGGUCAGUUGUAUGUGCAUGAGCAUGUGUAGAAACUAACUUAUUACACAAUGGUAAAAUAUGCAUUUAUUGCUCCACCCACUUUUGCCUCUAGCCCUGCCCACUGCUGGAAUGUGGCCCUCAAAACAUUGCCUAGAAGGGAAUGUGGCCCUUGGGCUGAAAAAUGCUCCCUACCCCUGUCCUAGAAGGACUGUGUCCUAGGAUGACGUCUGUGCAAAUUCUGCACCCAGAGUAGGAUUCUGCCCCACAAAAAAAAAAAAGAAUGUACGAGUUUAGUUUGAAUUUUACACUUGAUAUUUCCUACUAGCGGAAUGCAAAUUUCCUCAUUAAAAAACGGAGGAAAAAAAGAAAGUUGAAGGUUUUGAUAAAUUUCCGUGAACAUGUUUUAAACACUUUAAAUGGAUAUUUAUCUUCAAGGUGGCACACAGCGAGCUAAGUAUACAAAUCCUAUUAGUGUUUAAUAAGAUUAACUCCCUCUGCAAAUUGUAAAGGGGAAAAAUAGGUUUACCCGAGCAGGGGAUCUAUCUUGAGGAAGCAGGCAUUGUUUAUCUGACAUGUCAGGAGCUUGGUAUCUGCUCCUUUCAGAAAGUAGCAAGACGAGCCCAAAUGAUUCAAGGGUAGUUUGUUUCUACGGCGCAGGGUGGAUCUCCACAUCCAUACUGCGUUGCUGCCUGUGACGAAACUUUUGCAUUAUCUAGAGAGGCAGAGAGACCAUCUAUGUCCAAUGCCACAGAAGCUAAAAUCUUUGCUCCGAAGAAACAGUCAUGGCUUCCCUCAAAGAAUCCCAGGAAAUACAGUUUGUUAAGGCUGCUGAAGAUUGUUAGCAGACUGGCUCUUCCCCACACAGAGCUACAGUUCCCAGAGUGGUUUAACAAUCAAAGCCUCCUUCCCCGCUCACUGCAAGAAGCUUGUAAAGGUAAAGGUACCCGUGACCAUUAGGUCCAGUCGUGGACGACUCUGGGGUUGCAGCGCUCAUCUCGCUUUAGUGGCUGAGGGAGCCAGCGUUUGUCCGCAGACAGCUUCUGGGUCAUGUGGCCAGCAUGACUAAGCAGCUUCUGGCGAACCAGAGCAGCACACAGAACGCCGUUUACCUUCCCGCCAGAGUGGUACCUAUUUAUCUACUUGCACUUUGACGUGCUUUCGAACUGCUAAGUUGGCAGGAACAGGGACCGAGCAACGGGAGCUUACCCCAUCACAGGGAUUCAAACCGCUGACCUUCUGAUCAGCAAGCCCUAUGCUCAGUGGUUUAGACCACAGCGCCACCUGCGUCCCAUAGAAGAAGCUUGAGGGUGCAGCAAAUGGGGCCGGUGUGCAGGAUGGUCACUGGGGCUGAGGUCAGCAUGCAUCUUCCCUCACCCCAUGUUGUAACACCUUUCCAGGAACAGAGAAUGAAUCCAUAAGUUUGUGGCUGGGUGCAUGCGACUUAAAUGUCCGACGCUGCUGUUGAUGUCUUCCUCCUGCAGGAUGCUUACAACAUGGCGGAGCUCCAGAUGUCCCUUCAAACCAGCCCAGCCUACUCCCUUUACAAGAAGAAAGGAAAGCGGGCAGAGCUGCAGAGUCCCGUGAGCUGCGACCUCCCAGCCAGUCCAAAGGAGCAGCUGGAAGCCCUUUCCACAGGACUGGGCUCCUCCUUCUCCAGCAUCGACUUUGGGUGCUACCUUUCAGGGGUGGUUAGAAACAUGGACCAGCUGCACCACGCCCUGCCCUGCGAUUCCUUGCAAGUCUUUUACACGGAAGGAGAGUGUUCAGAAGCCAGCAGCCUAAGUUCCCUGGGCUCCGGUGGAUGGGAGGAAGAUACAGCCUACGGGGAUAUGAAAGAGUGGGGGCCGAAGUUUGAAAAUCUCAGCAAACUCUAUUCUCAAGCAGAGUCCGAUGAUGGUUAG